AUGUCGUUAUUGUGUGUCAGAGGUGAGUUUUACUUUUCUUUUUAUACAAAUAAGUUGAGGUUCAGUUUUCUGCUCUGCGUUCGUUGAGUGUGAUGUGAAUUUCUGUAGGACAGGUCUUUGGCUGGAGGCUUCCUUAAUCACGGAGUACUGUUGACAGAUCAUUGAAAAGGGACCAGAAGCCAUUUGUUUUGUCGUGAUUUAAGCUUUUCUAAAAUCCCAAACAGUUUAUCAGGGCUGUUGUAGAAGCACAUGACCUCAAGUUGUUUUUCCAAUUUAAAUAUGAAAUAUUAUAAUUUAAUUAUUGAACCUCGUUAUUGCCUUUCGUACCAGCUGUUGUAGCUCAACACAACUAUCAAUGCGACAAUAUGAUGUACACUUAGAUUUCACACCAACACUGCAGGAAAAUGUCAUUAUCCUCCACCAGAAUUAAGAUGGUGAUGAUUUUGGAGACAUAAAGCUUUAAAUUAACACAUUUAUGUACAUCUUGAUAUGUAACUUAAAAAAACAGCAUUAAUAUUACCAAAAUAAUUAAUAAAUCAAAACUCAAAAGGAAAAGGUCCUCAGUUGUUGGGUUAUGAAACUUAACUUCAUGUUUAUACUCUAAAGUCUUCCCUUGGACACGGUCAAAUCACACAGGUACCAGAGAAAUGAGAUUGAGGUCAGUCUUUGCCUGCUGUCCCAUCUUUUGCAACAUCAUUUUCUGUAGCAGCAAGAAUGAUGCUUUCUGGUUAUUUAAUCCAAGGAUGCCAAGAGGAAAUUUAACACUUGAUAGUCAUAAUACAGCUCUGACUUUUACUCAACAUUAAUGGGUAUCUGUGAUGGUGGACUGUAUCUUAAAAUCACUGAGUAUAGUCCUUUUAUCAUCAUGGCAUCUGUGCAGAAACUGCAUCAAGUGUCCUAAAGAACUAAGAAAUCUGUGUGAGGCUGAAAACUAAUCACAAUGAAAAGUAACAACCCCUUUAAAGAUAAGAAAUUAACAGUGGUUUCAAAAACUGAAUCUCAUAAAGGAGAGUAAAUGAUUUAUUUAUUUUUUAACUUUUUAUUUCAUUAUUUAUUUAUUUAUUUUUGCUGCUAUGAGAGAGACCUGCUGAAAGAAUCUCAUUUAAAAAUGGAUCUGGGCUGAAAAUAGUUAGGCUGCAUAACUCAACAGACACAGCUGAGUCUGAGCAAAUAUAUGGAUUCUGUUCAAAACCUUUGGUGAUAUGUAUUUACACACUCAGGCAAACACCUUCUGUCAUGGUCUGAAGUUGCUGUAACGCCUUUGCAAAUGUUAUCCAAGUCAAUGUUGAACAAUGAUUUCACAGGCAGCAUCUCAAGGCAUAUUGAUUCUUCUGAUUGAAACAGCACCAACCAAUCUGAAAACUGGUCUGGUUAAUUUAGCAAGCUCGCCAAAAGGCUUAAAGGUGCAGUGUAGAAAUUGGAAUAUUGAUAUUUUGCCUUGAGAUUCUGGAUCAAGACACUGCCUUCGAGGACAAGAUGGUUCUGUGGUAUAUAAAGGGCCCAACACAUGCACCACAACUCUUUUCCUUUAUUUUCUGACUGGUGCAUUUCUUGUAGCCGUUCACUAGAUAUUAAAAUGCUUAUGUUGCUAGUUUGUUUGCAUUGUGCAGUAGCAUUGGGGUGUACGAUGGCGGCAUCCAUGGAAGGAGACCCUUAUCCAUGUAGACAUAAAAGGCUCAUCCUUGGUUAACACAAACAAAACAAAACCUUUUUUUCAGGUAAUAAUACACUCCUGUAAAGUAACUGAACCUGUCUGUGUCACCAGAUAUCACUGCUUUCAUUUAUAAAAUUAUUAUGGCUAGAUUACCCUAAGUCACUACUGCAUCACCAUGAAUUUUCAUGAUGUAGUGAAUAUCAUAAGAAGAACUUUAUUAAAGGUAGGGGUUGACCCGGAUUCUUAGCUCUUGUCCGGUCUACCUCAGUUUUAAACACCCGUUAUUCCACCAGAGUCUCCGGUAUUUACUUUGUUUUAUUGCUUGUGUUUUCCGUACUUUCUGGUCGGUUUCUACUGUCCGUUAACUUUGUUUGGGCUCGUGCUCGUCAUUGUAGGACGUGGAGCAUGCCUCACAAUAUGAGGGAGUGGCAUCUGUCUGACAACCAAUCAGGUUGGGGGAGGCGGAGAUCGGCUUUGUUAAUAAUCAGAUAGAGUGGGCUGCUCAAAAAAUUUAAAUGUUGACUACACAGACAUAACGAAACACAGUGAUAUCGUUAUAUUACCAAAUGUCAUCAAUAACUAAUACCUAUUGACUGAUUUUAAAAGCUUUUUUGUAUAUACACCACAAAAAUAGAUGCUUCUUUAACGGAUUCCUGCCUACCCCACCUUUAAUCCCAAGAGGAAAUUCAGUGGAAAAAAUAUUUAUCCCUCAAAACCUCUGUGGAUUUUUUGGCUCCUUUGGUUUAUCAGAUAUUGUCUCGCUCAUUUAUUGUCUGGUGUGUCUUGCUGCAUUUGGAAUAUGUUGGUUAGCGUACCAUAUUUCAUCAUCAGCGCCUCUCUCUGAACCCAGCUCUAACAUGAGUCUGGUUCUGCUCGAGGUUUCUGCCUGUUAAAGGAAGUUCUUCUUCUCCUUGUUAAAUGCUGUUUAGUAUUUUACUCAUGUGGUUGAAGAUGGGAUAGGAGUGGGUCUGAUCUUAGUGGACGGGGCUCAGUCUGAUCCCAUAUUUACAUCGGGUCUUUGUAAACAGAGUCUAGACCAGCUUUUUUGUUGUGAGUUGGUCCUCUGGCCUUUUUUCUGCCUCUACCAUAAUAGGUGAAACUGGGUGAUAAUUCCAUCUCCCUUAAAAAGCAACAAUAUUUAAGGUUUUGGAAAGAAUCGACCUGUGCCGAUAUACCUCAUUGUAAGCAACAAAGCUUCUAUAAAUCAAAUAAUACUGGACUAAAUCUGACCUUUUGGUAAAUAUUUUCUCUGCCCGUUAAUUUGUUACUGGUACAGAUAAUGAGUCUAAGCUAGAAGGGAUCAUGCAGCUCAUAGAACAGACAAAAAGGUGCCGGGGCAGGGGCCGUUUCAUUAGCAGUUGUGACUCAUUCUCUGAUAGCUCAACUUGACAAUGUUGUUUAUUUAUUGCCAGUCGAGAUGCCUCAUCACCAUGGCGAUGUCUUUACACAACAGACAAGCUCUCAUAAGCCAACAUGUGUGGGAGACUCCUGCUGUGGAUCAGGGCAGGGCUGAGUGAACACAUGUCUCACAUGGACCCCAUGAUGCUGCAGUAUUGGGGGUGUAAAGAUGAUGUUCAAGACAUGUGAUUACAUAAGUGACAGAGAGACCUUUUUUUCUCCGACCUGAGAGUGGUUACAGGGACUUGGUAAUGUAUGGUUUUUUUCUUGGGGAGAUCAGACUUAGAAAGAGCUCAUGCUGACAGUAAAAGUGCUUUUGUGGUUAAAGUUUACUUCCUUUCAUAAAGGAUGUGACAGUGGUUGUGGUUAAAGUCGAUGGCAUUACUUAGUUUGUUGUCCAUCACUCAGUGCUUUGACGGAGGACACAUGAUAAUAAUCAUCUGUCUGAGCUGGAUGUAAACAUGCAGGAUGAUGUUUUCUUUCCUAGUGUUGAUUCAGACACCUGACUUUGCAGAUUGAUUGACAGCAGGGAUCCACCCUUAUACCAGUGGGAUUUGUAAAACAAAUAACUUUGUACUUAUCACCCUCCGUAUUUUAUGAUUUGUGCUGUACAGAUUGGCUCAGGUUGCUGUCUUUGUGAAACAUUACCUGGGGGGUAUCAUGCUUUUCCACAUUUACAACUCAAACUGCAAAGUUACAAAGUUUGGUGUCCAUACUACAUGUAUGCAAAGUUUCAAACCAUGAGAUAAACGUAUGUUGUCAUAAUCUGAGGAAGAAGAUGUAAACUUCUUAAAUCUCGGACAAAUGUGCAAAAAUUCACGACUGUAGUUUUCAUUUAAUAACUUUCCACCGGCCUGUAAACAACCGGCCUUCUGUCUUACCUGCAGGUUAGCAUCCAUGUGCUUGUGCUUGUCAAGUUAGCACAGGCAGCCUUCAUACAACUUGAUGUACAUGUUCUAAAUCAGAUUAUACCAGACUGUGCCAUCCUGUAAGAUAUUAUCUGUCAUCUAACACAUGAUCAGCAUUUCAGGCCCACAGUAAAAGACGUACUUUUAACCAGUUUAAAUGACUAGGAUCGGGUUCCACUGAACUCAAGAAAUGAUGUAUAAUUGUUGAGUUGACCGACAGUUUGUAUCAAACAGUAUCUAGUUGCAAAGAAGUGCCACUUGUACUGGAGUGUUUUUUUUUUUCUCUCACAGUGAAACUAGAUUUUUUGGGGGGUUCUUUUUGCAGGAAGGGAAAUCGAUGUUUGGACCAAUUUUGUUGCAGAUUUUACUUUGAUCCCACCAGUACUGGUAUUUGAACAACUCCAGGUGACCUUGUUUUAACAGAGGAUAUCUAGAUGAGGGCUCUUAGAUUUGUUGUGUGUGAUUGGGUUUGUUGCCGACGGUUGUUUGGUUUCAGUGGUCAUAACAAGGCAUCAUAUCGGUUUCAGUCUGUUUUUCAACCUGUCAAACCUCCUUAUUGUGCCUUUAAGCACACAUUUCAAAGACUGUUUGAUUCCAAUCAUUAUUAGGGAUAGGGACAGUGGGACUUGGUACCAAAUUUUAAAAGACCUGAAUAUCUGUAAAGUUUGAUCUUAUCAAUACUGCUACAUGAGUCUCAUUGUUCCUGUGAUCUGGUCCCUGCCCUGCGUUUCAGUUGAGAGAACUUGGUCAAUAUUCAGUUGCUGCUGGGACAGUCAUCCGCCUUGUGCCUAAACUUGAACUGAAAAUAGUUAUCAUUCAUCAUGAAACCAGCAUGAGAAAAGCCAGUAAACAAAUACAACCAGAAUAUGACGGAGUCUCAUCCAUAAUGUUUGAGUAUCAUUGAGCUGGUGAGGAGACUGCAGUAGAAGUGAAUUUGACAGCUAACUGAGGCCCUGCAAGACUCAAACUGAUGGCAGGGCAGGCAGACGGGUGGAGAGUUGUGAGCAGCAGAGUGGUGGAAUUAUGAGGGAAAGAGGCAGAGAGAGCGCUUAGAGAUUGUGGGAGUAAUCCCCUGGCCAUCUGUUGCUCUCUCCCUCUUUCACUGGCUCCUCCUGAUCAGAUACAACAGCGAGCACAAAGAGGGAGCAGCAGCAGCGACAGAUGCUGAUGUCACUUCCUGUUCCUCUUUUCCAAUUUAAGGACCUCCAGUGAUGAAACCAGUGUAUAACACAUCUACACAUAAUGUUAGUUUCUUUGAAGGCACUAAAAAUCCCUUUAUUUCAGACCGAUAAUUCAUUCACUUCUCUGCUUAAAAAUGCAGUGUGUGGAAUUUAAAAGCAUGACGCAAAACAGACCUGGUAGAAAUGUAGGCGGCCGUCUUUCCCUGCCAUGUUUUGGCCUUUCCAAAUGUAUCAGCGGAAGAAUGAAGGAGUGGUUGUUGUGCACUGAAAAUAAUUUUCAAUGAUAGACAUUUCUGAUUAUGAGAGCCCGACAAGUGGAGUUUUAUAUGUCAUGCAUCUCAGAAGAAGUCGGUGAAGGAGCGUUUCAACCUGACUGCUAGAUGUCAUAAUAUUCUCAUUACUGCACCUUGAAGUGUUGGAUGAUUUUUCUGUAUCAUUUUGGGAUUGAAAUAACAACCAUUACUGUGACAUAAAAUCUUGUUUUCUCAUUCUCAAGUGUUUCCUGAAUUUGCAGGUUUUAAGAUGGGCAAAGUUAGUUAAAAAGUUACAUCAUUUUUUCAUAGUUUUUAUAGAGUUGUUCAAACAUGAGUGGGUGCACUUGCAGAGGUACGGCGCUGUGAAAACAAGACAGACAGGCAGAAGAAGAAAACAGUAGCUUCAUGGAAAAACAUGUAUGAGGCUAAAUGACCUUGAAGAACUCAGGAUUCAGAGUGAUAAGCAUCAGCUCCCUUCAUUAUGGCCCUCAGGUUUAUUGCCCUCUGCUACGUGCACCACAGCCCAACACAACACCACGUAAAUUAGCACUGACGGCCACUGUGCCAGCUCAUUUGCUCCAGUGACAUGGAGUUUCCAAGCCAUAGUGGAAAGUCAUAAAAACGAUCUCCCGCUACAUUCCCACUGCCCCCUUUCCGCUCCAUAGUGAGGUAUGUACAAGACAGGAAACACUCAGAGAAUCUUUUGGGCCUUUGUGAUAACAGAGUUUUUUUUCCCUAUUGUUAUCCUUUUAAACAACUUUGGAAACAGCUUCUUUUUGGCAUGAGGGAGCCACUGUUGUGUAUUCUGGUUCACUUUAUAUUAAUUGGAGAAUGUGAAGACAGAAAGGGAAACAAAUAAAUACUUCUCUCCCAAACAAUUAAUGUGCACAGAGCGAAUACAGGAUUUAGCAUAAAAAUAUGAAAGCGUCAUAGGUGCUGCUGUCAUCCCAUCCUCUCCAUCUGCCAGCUCAGGCUCCGGAGGUUUAGUAGGUUACAUGCCUGAACACAUAACCCUGCAACAGCAAUCACAAUUAAUCCUCUCCAAAGCGCUUCAUAAUCCCAUAAAGGUUAUUGUAUAGAUGCAUCAAGGGGCUAAAGAUGGUGGAUAUAAAAAUAAACACAAACAAGCUUUUUCCCCCAUUUAUAUUCUCCUAUAUUUUGACAUUUUAAAGAUUUUCAACUUAUAAUUUUGUCUUCAUUCAGUGACAUUGACUCACUUUUGCUUUUUGUUUGUUGUGGGUCUGUUGCAUUUUGUGAUUUUAGUUUAGGCCGAUUCUUUUUAAGAUUGUUUUUAUACUGAAGUUGGUAUUUCACAAUGAGAUGAAGUCAUUUAUUAACUCUACCAAAAAUCAGGAGACAAUAUUGAGUAUAAUGCUGUGCACCUGUAAAAUGUAUAAGUCUUUGCAUCAUUUUCAUUCAAAAGCAUUUCUUUCAGCAUGGCCAAGUAUGAUCUAAAAGCCAUUUUUAGAUUGACAUAAUGAUAAUUGUGCAACCACAUAAGGAAACCUGACAGUCAGAAAUAGAAAUGUAAUAACAAAAGUGGUCAUGGACUUGUAUUUGUUUCUGUUUGUAAGCUGCAGCAGAGAGUAGGAUUACUUCUCCAGGGGUUUUCUCAGUGCUUUUAUAUAAGAACAGAUUUUGUAUCGAGAGAUUAAAUAAAGACCAGUUUUCAGCGACAGUUUAUAUAAGUUCAAAUAAGAGGUAAAGAAGUAAUCGGAAACAGGAAAUAUGUAUUUAUCUUUUAUAGAGUUUGUGUCAUCUUCAUAUUACUGUUCAUGCAGGGGUUGUGACACAUAAUUACAACAAAAUCUGAUGUUUUUCUUUAUUUGUUUUAUAACAUAUUGACCCAAAGCAGCCCAACAAAACAAUAAUCUCAUCUUUUUUGAUGAAACAUUACAUGACGCACUGUUCCCCUGUAGACGACAGCGUCGUGAGGCUGUUGAUGUGUUUGUGUGAUUCAGCCGUCACGAGUCCUCCUCUCUCGUCUGCAUAUAAAUGAAUUUGUCAGGCUUCAGUAACAUGAGGUCUUGUCCAUUAUUUCAUCACUCAUGCCUAUGAGUGUAUUUUUGCUUGAUUUCUCCUAUUGUGGUGGCACUUUUUUUUCUUUUUUUCUCGUACAUAUAUAACCCUCAUAGCUCUGCUGUGUUAACAUUUGAUUGUUCCUUUCAGACAGAUUAUUAAUAAAUUCAAUUAUGUUGAAUUAUCCUAAUCAUUGGUUUUAUUUUGUUUUGCAGUGAAAAAAGCCAAGCUCCAAGGACCUCAAGGUGAGUGCUAUUUCUACUUUUUAUCAUCAUUUACUGUAUUUUUCAUCUACAGAAGCAUAUUUCAUUCACUUCCAAAAAAAAGGAAACUGUUUUUUUUUUUAGUUCUUUUUUUCUUUGCUGUUUUUCAAAUUAACUCUUUUCUUCUCUCUGUUUUUCUGACAUUUUUUUUCUUCUGUUUUUCGGACUAAUAUUUUUCCCCUCUUUCUAUUUUUCAAAUUUGUAUUCUGUUUUUUUUUUUUUGUCUUUCUGUUUUUCAUUUUUUUUUCCUGACUAAAUGAGAUACUUCAAAAUCCUGCAAGAAUCUCAUACAAUCAGAUAACAUUAACCACCACGGCUGCUCCAAAUAGUGGAUUCUCCAGCUCUUGGAUAAUUUUGACAACGGGGUCAAAGCGAGUAAAGCAUGUUAUUUGUUAAACAUAGGGUAUUAAAACCCUGAGUAUAAACCUCACACCCAAAAGAAACUAAAAUUUGAUUAACAUGAACAAGUGGGUCAUGUUUGGGUCAUGAUCCCAGAGAAUAGGAAAAAAAUUGAACAACAAAAUGAAAAAGAACUCUGAAAAACAGGGGGAAAAAUAUUAAUGAUAUAUAAUUAUCAACCCAAAUGGACACCGUCACAUUCCUCUGUUGAAUUGGAAGACCAGGAGGGCUGCAGAUCACACUUGCACGUUAUUUAAAGUUUGAAGUCCAUCUCUGUUCUUUGUUGUCAAUUUUAAUCCACUUUCACCUCACAGACACUUUUGUAAAGUGAUAGAUGUCUUUAUUGACUUACUGGUUCCUCUAGCAGUCCAGACAGGCUUAAGUUCGUUGCACGUGCCUUUAUGUGUGCAUGUGUGUGUGUGUGUUUGUGAUAAUGAGUGUUUGUCUUUCUACAUUAGCCCAGGUAUUACCAAUCCAGUCCACCCACCUGUGGUUCAGUUCCAGCUGAUAUUGGCAGCAGCCUCCAGCAGCCCUCGUUCGGCGUUCAUGAAUGUGUGUCUGAAAGUGUUCAUCAUUCGCUCAUUUUCACAUUUAGGUUAAUCACUCAAAUUCUGUCAAGUCACUGACAGCGUGGGUUGACUUUGCGUUAUGUAAUCUGAUGUCCUUCCACCCCAGGCCCUGCACAGGUGAGCUUAGAUCGCUGGCUGCUUAGCCCAAAUCCCCUCGCUCUCGACCCAUGCAAAUCCUCUGGCGUUCAGCCUCGCACCUUUCUCUAAGCCAUGUGACAUUUUUAACAAGAGCAGGCAACGCGGAGAGAAAGCCAUCACAGCUUUGGAUCAGGUGGUGACUUUUACUCUCAGUGUCAGUCCCUGGGUGACCUAGUGUUCGUUGGGGAUAAUUGCUAAAAGUAUUACCCAGCAGGUCUUUGCAUUUGUUCAGCUGUUAUCCUCAUCCUUUUUGGGAAGCCCUUUUUUUAAUGCAUCUGCACUGUGUCACAAGUCGUUUGCUGAGCUUAGAUAUGCGUUUGAGAUUGUUGCUGAUUGAUGCUGCCUUUUCUGUUUGUCUGUGCCCUCCUCCCUCACCUGUACUACAGCACAUGUGACACCUGCCCCAGAGCAAACACGGAGGAUAAUUCAGUUAGGCCUGUCGUCUCCCUUGGGCAAAAUGUCAACAUACUGUUUUCUGGAAGGAAGAGGAGGAUCGUAAUCGUGAAUGAGAGUUAGAAAACUAAACUUGUUGAUUUUCUAAAUAACAGUAGCCUUCACUUUUGCUUGUGCUCCAGUGAGGAGAACUGAUGAUAUUUACUUGGUGUUACAGGUCUUGAUAGCAACCUGCUCAAUCAGGUCUUUCAGGGAGGUAUCACUUUAUCUAAAACCUAAUUUUCAGAACACUACCCAUGUUUACAACAACAGGGGUAACCUCAGCUUCUCUGCAGUGUCUCUACAGAGCAUAUAAAAAUCAGGGGAAGACACAGUGUUUACAUUUUCACUUCAGUAUUUUUAGAGCGUGGUGGCAUGAAUAAUGUGUCAUUAGUAAGUAUAUUCGCCACAAUGGAUGCUGAUCAGCUUGGUAGAAAAAAGACACUACAUACGCUUCCAGACUCUGACUCUGUAUGCUCAAUCUAGAAAUUCUCCAGCACGUCUAUGCCAUCAGAAGGCCUGUGUGUCCUUUCACUAUUUGCAAAUGCAACAUGCAUGCUCCUGAACCUGAUGAAUGAGUCACUGAUAUAGCAAAAGUAUAAAAAGCAAUAGGAGCUGAACACUUCCUUUGGAGACGUACUUCCAUUCAGCUAUUCUGCUUUUAUGAAUCAGUGGCAGUGGACUCUGGUUGGUGAAGGUUGCAGACUGCAGCUUUGUGUGAAUUACUGCUAUAUUCUGAUUUCCAAAGAUCCAAAGAUCCAGAGAUAUGUUUACUAGUAACAUGUAACUCAUACAGCCAAACUUUAUCCAAAAAUCACUUAAAAUCACUCAAGUUAAAGCUGCCUGCGCUCUCUAGAUCUGUGCUCCGUCUUAACCCCAGUUUUCAGUGUUUACAUGACUUUCUUUUGAAUAUUGCAUCAUCCUCCUUCUUAUGCUUGUGGAAAUUCCAAACAGGAACGGUUGUAGAUUUAAGUUUAAGGAAAUAAGUACAUGUGUUGGGAAGUGAUAACCUUUACUUGCUCUUCAUAGGGGCGUGUGAUUUAUUGGAAGAGCUCUCCGAGUUUACAUAAGGCUGGUCUGGGAUGUGUGUUUGCUCUGUGCUGUCACCACACCCACAGAUGGAUCAUGCUUACUAAAGAAUUAGUUGUUUCCAGAGAUAGCGCCACACAUGGAAGUGGAUGUGGCACAGCAUGGACAAGUGGCUGUCGAGUACAUGCAACACAGGGGCUCGAUGAAGGCUGAGUCCACACACGCUGUAUGAUGUUUGAGCUCAGAGUUUUCUGCCCUGUUGAAACCUCCAGUGAGGUUGUCCCAGCAAAGGAAGGGAAGCCCUGUGAUAGGUUUGUGUCUUCUGUUGUUUGCAAUAUUGAUGAGUGGUUUGAAUUGGAAAUGUCAGCCUUCCAGCUGUGUGCAUUUUCCUGACUAAUUUAUCGAAAAACUCAUCAUCAGUCAAUAAUGGAUGAACACACUUGACUUGAGGUCUCAGUGGUGAGCGGGUGGUUCACAGGCAGGAACCCAAAGUUCUGUCACUAAACAUGGACAGGACAAGACGCUGGCUCCAUCUCAGAAUUUACCUCAGCUAAUCCCUCCUCUGGACAAACCGACUGCUGUGCAUGUCAUGCUUUCACUUUGUCACUUUGUGUGUUUGGUUGGUUGAUGUCACUGUGUUUGCAUAGUGUGUGUGUGUGUGUGUAUUGAAAGAGAUGAUAAGGGUGCUGACAAAGAGAUGUGUGUUUUGAUGGAUUUUGUUGUAUUAGGUCCAGUUGUUCUUGGAUUGAGAAAAUUAUAACUUGGAUUAACUUGCAGUUUAAGUGAUGUAAUCUUGAGUGUGUUUGUGUGUGUGUGUGUGUGUGUGUGUGUGUGACCCUAUAUUUAAAAUACAAUGGUGUUUAUGUAGGCACAGUGACAGCUGAACUCACACUUCUUAAAUAGAAUAGAAUAGAAUAGAAUUUUCCUUUAUUGAUCCCUCAUGGGGAAAUUUUUUUUUGCCACAGCAGCAUCACAGACAAAGAUAGUGCAAAAAUGCAGUUAUAAAAAUAAAGAUCAUAAUAUUAAGAACUUAAAUAAAUGUUAUAAUUAAGAAAAAAAUUUAGAAAAAGGAAAAAGGGAGAAGAAAAUAAAACUAUAUCAAAAGUAAAAGAAAACAAAGCGCUAGAGUCAUGAAAUGCACAUCCAUGGUUGGAAUAUGCAAAACACAACACUGCUAAUUAAAAAGAAAGACAAAAAAGGUGCAAAAAACAACAAUAAAAAGGCAAAAACGUAAACACUGUGAAGAGUUGCUGUGACUUGCUGCCACUCUCAGGGCGCUCAGUCACCAAAAAAUAAAUAAAAAGAUAAAUCGUGAAGUUUUAAGUUCCUGUGAUAGUAAAACUGCUGUAAGGUACUUUUAGUUUGUGUUGUUUUUAGCGCCCCCUGUGGACAAAGUGGUAUUUAUUGUUUCUUGUCCUGCGCAUGCAAGAGUAGCAAAAACCUGCUAUGCUACACUCACACCAAAAAGGCAAAUAUUUAAAUAUAUUGACUGUCAAAGCCUCGGGGUUAGUUAAAGCCUAAUAAAAAUGGAUUCUCAUGAAACUCACGUCGAUAUAAUUAGAGUUUUUUUUUGUUUUUCACAGUCAUUAGCAGAGAAGAUUCCAUAUAAAAACAUUGACAUCUAUUGCAGUUCCUCAUAAACCAAAAGUUGAAGAUUUUCUAAUUUUUUGGGAGGGUUUAUGAGUGAGUGUGUGUGUGUGUGUGUGUGUGUGUGUGUGUGUGUGUGUGUGUGUGUGUGUGUGUGUGUGUGUGUGUGUGUGUGUGUCUUUAGAUUGACCGAACCAAUCUAGUUUUUAUUUAUUUUUAUUUUCUUUUGUGUACCAACAUCAGUACUCUCUUUGUUUUCCGAGCAGUUCCUGCUUCUUCCUCCUCCACAGUCUGCACACAGCACCUGCUGUAAAGGACCCACUGCCACUAAGUGGCUCUUAUCUAAUCCAUACAUCCUCUUCUCUUCUCUUAUCUCAGCUCUUCUAUUCAUGGGAGUCGGCCCAAAUGUGGCACAAGGCAUGGACUAUCUAAUAAAGGAAAGGCUUGAGCAUCCCCCAGGCUGCUUUGUUAUAAUGCCUGUUUUGUACUGUCCUCUCGUUACACUAAUUAGCUUUGUGUCACUCAUGCUGCUUGCUUGAAAACAGUGUCUUUUUUAAGGGGCCCCGUGGGUGUAAGAAAAGCUUUAGGGUCAAAAUUUGAUGUUUGGAUUUGUUGUGUGUGGUGUGAAGUAUUAUACGAAUCCAGUAUUGUAAACAGUUUGUGUGUGGUCCUGUUGUGUCUGGAGUUUACUUAUCUGGCUGCUGUGGUAAAGGCGCCGGCAGUGUAACAGAGUAAAUGUUUUAAUAUGUUGCUGCGGUAACCAGGAAAAUCUUUGUUUAGUGAGGUCAGAUGGAUGGCCUUUGAGGGAGCAGCUGAUGCCCUGCUUUUAUUUCCCAUCAAGCACAAAGGAAGUGUGUGUGUGUGUGUGUGUGUGUGUGUGUGUGAGAGAGAGACAUAUAGAGCGAGCUCAUGCAUAAGAAAAUGAAUACUUUUCAAAUUUAAAAUAUGAACCUUUGUGAGAACUAUAUAUUAAGAUUCUUAUUUUCUCACAGUAAAAUAAGGAUAUCUUUGGUGUGAACAGUCUGUUUUCUCUCUUAACCUUAAAUGUAACCUGUUGGAUGGGAGGCUUCAUUGGCUGUGUUUUUACACCAAUUGAUGCAAGUCCUGCUCCAGUCUUUUUUAAAAAACUCUUUUGCUACGUCAAGUGUUCUCAGUGGUGGUUAAAUUGUGAUUAUGAAGUUUUUUUUGCCAAAAUCAUGUUACCUGGGCCAUUUUCAACAGCUUUUCUUCUGCAGAGCUCCAGUAGCUCAUUGGCAAUUCUCCUCUGAGUCGUGGGCGGAGACAGCGCUGCUCUGCACACUCCUCUUCACACUAGCUUGCAGUCUAACAUUGCCAGUAUAGUACAAGUGGCAGGUAACAUAGGAGCUACUCAGCUCUCGGACACUAAUGUCUUUGGAGACAUGAUGAAAGUUAAUAUCAUUAUUAGCUUUCUUAUGAGCAUUGCAAUCCGCCGGUCUGCAUAGCGGCUCUGGGGGCGGAGCUUGGAUUUGUGACGUAGGAAAUCAUGUUCCCAGAACACAUUAGUGUCCAAGAGCUGAUAACUCCUUUGUUACCUGCCACUUGUACUACACUGGCAAUGUUAGACUGCAAGCUAGCAUGAAGAGGAGUGAGCAGAGCAGCGCUGUCUCCGCCCACGACUCAGAGGCGAAUUGCUAAUGAGCUACUGGAGCUCUGCACUCUGAAAAUGACACAGGUAAUGUGAUUUUGGCUGAAAACUUAAUUAUUACAAUUUAAAGACCACUGAGAACACUUUAGGUAGUAAAAAAAAAGAUUGGAGUAGGACUUCAAGCCAGGUGUCAGAAGAUAAAACAAUAAAACAGUGAAUAUUAAAGAAAAAAAAAGUCUUAAUGUUAGUAUUUUUUUUUUCCACAGUAUUACGUCUGUGGCCAACAAAGACCUUUAAAAUGCGUUGUGCAGACCCAACACCCUUAAUGACGAAAUUAUUUGUCCAUCAAAGCAGAAGUUUUCUGACAAUUUGAAAAAGAAAAAAGACUCUGUGUGGCUUUGCUACGUGUCUGUCAUCUGUCAGGAAGCAUUAGAUUUGAAGGUGUGGAGACCUGUCUGAGCAGAAGUCCCUAUGAUGUAAUACUUAUUGCCCAUCCAGCAUGUCAAAUAAAAACAGUCACCCAGCAUCCCUGGCUGCUCAUGUCUCCAUGUAGGGGGUAGAGUUUAACAGCUAGAAAAUGGGAGCUGCAGGAAGGACCACCAGCGAUGCUGCCCUGUUAACAACCCGAGCGAAUCCGAGCACAUCAGCCAGCACGUGUCAGCGCUUCCUCAACCUACUGCUGGAAAUGAAAAGCGGUGGUUGUGUCAUGGGCAGUCUAAUCCCCCUCAACCCCACUCACCCCUUUGCCCCACCCAGCACCGACAGCUGGUGCAGACGCUUGUUGUGGCUCCACUGUCCGACAUUACUGGCUGAGAGACGGCUGAUGGAGAUCACUAGGUGUGAAAGUUGUCUACGCAGACUGACAGAUUGACGGACUAACAGAUAUUCAAUUGAAAACACGUCUCAACAGCCAGUUUGAAGCCAAGAGAGUUCAGAGAAGUCAUUCACUUUGGGCUUUGCUUUUAGAUCACACUGUUUGCUAAGGCUGCCUUCACCCCUGACCUCUGAUUUUCAGUUUCAGCCUUGAUGGCAUCAGGUUUGACAGGGACCUUUUCUGCAAAAGUAACAGGUCACAUGUGGCUGCCAUUUCAUAACAUCAGCAAACCACCUUUCUGUUAGGUCCAGAGGAGCUCAAACAGAAGCUGUAGUUCACAGAGCAGGAGAGGCAAACAGGAAGUUGGAUCCUGGACUUGUAUCUGCCGUGUGGGGUUGGCCCUCUGUGGAGAUUAACAGGGUCAGUUUGCUGGCCUGACUUGGCUUGACAUAGUUGGGGGAGGAGACUUAUCAGCCCUCACUCUCACCAGAGGAACUGCUGUCCUUUUCACCCUCACAGAGCUGAAGUAGAACAGGUUUGGUCACUGUUACAGAAACAGUUUGAAUCAGUGAACCAUUUUCUCCAUGAAAAGUGUCUCAUUUCAUGGCACACAAAUGUGUGUCUUUGAACUUUUACACAUUUAUGUUGUAUUUGAUCCUGCAGUUGAUGAAGAAAAGUAGCUUAUAUGCCUCCAGCAGGCACUGGUGUGGUGUGCUGCCAAGUGCAGAGUUGCUGGGAUAAAGGCCAGCACCUGUAAGUAUUGCCCCCUCCCCAGGAGGAAAGUGGAGCUGAACCAAAAUGAAGGACUUUUAGUGUCUCAGGGUCUUGUUAACAAGUGAGGAGAGAAUGCAUCAUGAGUUUGACAGCUGCAGCAGUAAUGUGGGUGUUGCACUGGACUGAUGUGAUGGAGAGGGAGCUGAGCCAUAAAGCAAAGCUUUUGAUUUAGCAGUUGAUCUAACCCUAACCUUAUGAACUGUUGGUGUGAUUUAGAGUAUGAGAUUGGGGAAAUAUACAGUUAUAAUCAGGUUCUCUGAGGAGUGGCUGGGCUCAGCCUGAGAAAGAGAGAGAGAGCGUGGAGCUCGGACAUCCAGGGCAGCUUGAAGCAGAGUUGUGCCUCAAUGGCAAUGAUAAAGUAAGGGUCAUCUACAUGUCCCCUGUAGGAUUGUAAUCAACCAAAGAAGUUCUUGGUCGACUAAAACCCUGAAGUUUUCAACCAAAAAAUUGACUAAUGGGGGGGUAGGGUUCCGACUCUGAUGGCAAACCCAUCUGUGGAGGGGUGAAAAUAUACUGAUAUCAGCAGAAGAAGGCAGAUAAACACGAUGAAAGUUGAAACGCUCAAAAUAAAAGUAAAUAUUUGGUAAACCACCGGACGUUGAUUAACGUGGACGUUCUUGGUUUUUCAAAUUUCCUGUCUCUAGCCGGUCUCCAGUGAGUUGGGCGAAUCCAAAAUGGUGAAAAGACAGGCUGUUACCUGUGAAACGAGGGUACUUUGAAAACAUCCCCAUUAACACUUGGUACGUCCCUCCUGAUGAAAUGAACCAUAGACUGUAAAUUGGGGCGGAAAAAAAUUUAGUUCUGGUCGACUCAUUACAUACCGACCAGUAAGUCGACGAGGACUUUACAGCCCUUGUCCACUGAGCACAUCUUUUUGAAGGUCUUCUAAGGCAAAUACAUUUGUAGGAAAUCCUGAGGUAGAUCCAGGCUGUCCUGCAUGGGAACUGGAAAGCUUUGCAAGAGAGAGGGGUGUCUGGAGGAACUUGUAUAGUCUACCCCAACUCAGCUCUGGAUGGGCAGAAGAGAAUGGAUGGAGGAUGUUUGGAUGGGUAAUACACAGUAUUCCACAAACUCACUGUAAUUUAAUCACAUUUCUUUGUCUGUUCCAGAAAAGUUCAACACCUAUGUGACACUGAAGGUCCAGAAUGUCAAAAGUACAACUAUCACUGUGCGGGGGGACCAGCCUUGCUGGGAACAGGAUUUCAUGUUGUAAGUGAACAUAUCCUUUAAGUCUCUAUGUAUAGGUUUGAUGUCAGACAACUUGGACCUAUCAAAGUACACCACAGACACAGAAAGCAAUGCGGCUUCAAACUCGUAGAAUGACAGAAGACGGAACCAAGUUGUCCAUAGUAUAUUCCUGUCUAUGGUAACAACAGAUUCUCCACCGUCAUCAUUGAAACAAAUGAGGAGAUAUUUUAGGAGGAAUGGUGUUUAUUCCUCUGGUAGAGAUCCAGAUUCAUCUUUAUAUUUCUUAAAGCGAUGACCUGGUUACGUAGUCUUUUGUUUUUUAACAAGCCAAGCAUUUAUUUCCAGGAAAACACCUUGAUAAACAGCUGCCGCUCAUUUCCCUCUCAUAUUCAGGGGUUUAAUUUCCUCAUUUUACCCUUGCUGUGAAAGGUAUCUAUGGUGACAAGAGAGCAAGCACCUUGUUUCAUGUGUGUCAUUGUUUGUCUUUUGUGAACUCCCUCAUUGCAACACUGUUUAUUUUUCCAGGCCUUCAUCCCUCCUCUGUCCAUUAAUGAUGCAUCAGCCAAAUUAGUCAUUAAUCAUUACCGCUCACCGAAGCUCCCAGCGCCACCUUUUCCUAUAAAAUAGAUUUAUAGGGGAUGACUCAGCUCUUAUGUAAAACAUUUUGAAAUGUAAACCUAGAUUGAAUUAGUGGCAGUUUAUUCUGUUAUUAUUUUUGAUAACUAAAAAUAUAUUUUAAAUACGUUAAAUAAGGACAGGAUUGACAUUUACUACCUCAAUGCCAUGGACAUUGUGUAAAAUGACAAUUAAACAAGAAUUUGACGAUUUCCAAAUCAUUUGAACUCUAUGUGGUAUUAAACAUAGUGCAAAGAUAACACUAGUCAGUGAUUUCCAAAAAGAUUGACCAGUUUUGAUUUGUCAGACUGCAAGAAGCAUUUUCUACUUACUCUUAGUGCAAAUUAAACAGUUUCAGACCCUGAGAAGUCGUUGGCAUAUAUAAGGAUUUGCAAAACUGUGAAAUUGUGUUUUUAUCACAGCGUCAAAACUCCUUAUAAAACUGGGGAUGUGAUAUGCAGGAUGGAAAAGUUCUUCACUUGACCUGUUAUUGGAAGUUAAUUUAUUUUUUAGUUUUGUAAAAGUGAUCCUGGUGAAACUAAAAGAACUUGCUGGAGAACGGUCUUACUUACAUGUAGAAAUGUCAGGUUCUAGUCAAAGAACAGCUUUGUUUUACAGUCUCAUUUUAUAUAGUAGUCUUUACAACAGAUGUCUUUCAGUAAGAUUAGCAACAGCCGGGUUUGAACGCCUUACUGGAUUCAUUUAUUCAGCGCAAUUUUGAAUGAGCAAAUAAUUUAGAGAGCGUACAUCUCUGCACCUGGCACCCUGGUUACUCAGCCCCCUGCCCUGCUGUUCUCUCAAUUAGCUGCUCCCUUUGAUUAUCUCUUCUCUCAUCUUCCUUUUGUUAAGCCUUUUGUUAAUCAUACCUGCCGCAGACGAGAAUAUGCAAAUGUCUUGAGCCCUUGUCGUGCGGCUGCUUUCAAAUUCGAUAUGCCAUUUUGCUGCUGUCAUCAAGCUGUUGUUUUUUUUUUAGCUCUCUGAACAGCAAGUUGAAUGACAACAUAAGGCUCGAUUGUGUUAUAACAGCUAAUACGCAACAAAAAGAGGAAGUAUCCUUUGUUAUCAUCUCCCAGUCAUAGAGCAUGGCAGCAGUUAUGGGUCAUUGAGAGUUGAGUGGCAUCAGGGAAAAGUUUGCUCUUAUUUGCUCACAAUUUGUGGAUCACACCUAUCCCUAAUGUCAAAUUUACACCGUGAAACCUGAAUGCUUUCUUUCUCCUCAGUGAGAUCAACCGGCUGGACCUCGGGCUCAUCGUUGAGGUGUGGAACAAAGGCCUCAUCUGGGACACCAUGGUGGGGACCGCCUGGAUUCCUCUUAAGAGCGUCCACCAGUCAGAGGAGGUUAGAAAUGCACUAACGCUUGGUUUAUGUUGUCUAGAAACGGAGCAUUUAAUACCAAAAACCUUGGAUGGGAAUACAUUUACUCAUAAACCUGAAAAGAUCUGAAAAGAGUUUUUAAUUGAAAAAAAAAAUCAUAUUUCAUUUAUUAAUAUUGCGUUUUAUGAAAAGGUUUACAUUAAAGGUCGUUACACACCAGCAAAUUAGCAAAGCAAAUUUGUAAAGUGAAUAAUUCUCUUUUUCUAAAACCUCAAAGUCAAUUCAAGCUCCAACACCGACUACGAACUUCCACAGGGCAAAAAAGCGACUGUAAUUUUUUCACCCCUGUGGCGAAUUUUGCGAACAUUCACAGGUAAACUGCUUUAUAAAUCUAUAGCCUAAUAUAAAUCUUAGCUCAGACAUGUUGUAAGCCGUUACUCUGGAUAAAUCAGUAAUUUUUCCUCUCCCUCUACAAACGUGGAGUCAGCUGAUGGAGCAGUUCUUGAAAUUGUCUGAGGGACAUUCAGGAUACGAUUUAAGCUCCUGGGUUGUUGUGUGGAGCUCCCCAGUCUUCUCUCGCAAGGACAGUAUUGGAUGUACCCAGACACUUUGAUUCUUCUUUUUCUUUUUGUUCUUUAAUAGGCUUACAACCACGACUAGGUCGUCAUCACUUGAGGAUGUAGUCACCAAUGUUUCUCCCUCUUCACUCUCCCCCUCUUUUUUCUCCUGUGGUGUAUUUUUAUGCGAAUAUCCAAAUUUUAUUCACGUCACACCAGGUGUGUAUAGUUUUUCACGUCACUUGGCUAAUUCGCCGGUGUGUAACGACCUAAAGAGAUGUACUAGGAAACAUUAAUGGGGUGGAUGGAAGGUACAACAACAGUCACAAAACGGACAGAUUUCUCACACAGAUCAAAAUCAAAACUGUUGAAUUGCAGGAAGGUUCAGGCGAGUGGAUCUGUCUGGAUGCUGAGGUCCUGAUGAAAGCAGACGAGAUCUACGGCACAAAAAACCCAACACCUCAUCGAGUCCUGCUGGAUACUCGCUUUGAGCUGCCUUUUGGUGAGAAAUCUUAACAUGCAGAAAAAAAAUAAGAAGUACCAAUGAGUAAACCGCAACAACAAAAGUUUGUAUGCUUAUGUAAGACAUUUCCAUGCUAGACUGGGUGCUUCAGAGACAGAGUGGGUACAUUAGUGAAGCUGGUUACCUGAGGGCAAAUCAAAUCUUGAUCCACUGACUUACUAAAAGGUCAUCCAUGGACACAGUUGAAAUGUCACCAGGCAGUAGCUCAGGUUAGACAGAACCAGUGAUCCACCCUGGAGCCUUUAGUCUUUAUUGGAAUACUAUGUACUCAGCUCAAAAUAAAAAUGUAAUACUUUACAAGAAAGAGGUUGGAGUUGUAAUUUUGUGUUCUUGACGUCGUAUCAAUCAGCUGAAUAAUGAGAAGAAGAAAAUUUCUGUCACCAGCUUUCAGCUUCUAAAAGGUCCCAUGUCUUUAUCUUUGUCUGGUUCAGCUCGGGGUGAGGAGUGUCUGUCCUGCUUAAUUGGCAUUGACUCAGGAGGGGCAGAUCUUCUGUUAUUCACUUAGGCUCAGUAAAUAGAAUUUUGCCUUUAAAAUGUUGUCCCAUUGUGGCCAACUGGGUUAAGAAACCAGAGUAUGACUGCAGGAGCGUUAAGGUCCAUUAACCACUUACAGUCUAACGACUUAAAUACAAUCACUCACAGCAGAAUUUACAGUUAAUACACAUUCUGAAUGAUGUUCAAUGUCAUUCUUACUGCAUCUAUAACUCCUGAGGAAAAAAAAAUCUAAAUCUCUAAAGGGACAGGAUGUUCGACUUAAUGAAUUAAAGUUAAAUGAAAACAAAAGUAGAAGAUACUAAAUUAAGAGCACCGAAACAGCUCAAUAAAAGACAAUCCUGUCAUUAAAACUAUAGAGAUAAAUGCUAAAACACUCAAACAAAGUUAAGUUAAUGAUAUAAAAUUUAGUUAAAAGCAAGACUAAAACGGUACAUAGACAUCUAUGUUGACCGUACAAUGAAUCCAGCAGUUUUUCUAAGUGCUGCCUGCUGCUGGACGUAUAUUUGAUGAGUUAAUAUGUUGAAUUGCUAAUACAAAAUUACUCUAUUGAAUGUCUUCAACAAUCACGACUACUGUAGCUACUUCAGUUCUGUUCAUUAGGAAUUAUGCCAGAACAUACAGUAUAUAUAUCAUUAGAUUAAUAUGAAAACAGGGUAUUUGAAGUCCUAUUGAUACCGAGCAGUUUGUCUUUAAUUAUGUUGUAGUUUUGUGUAAAUUGACCAUCUAAAGGAAAAAAAUUGGAUGCACUUAAAGACUGGAGGUUGAAAUGUCCCCUCCCUCUCCACAGUCUCUGUUUUGCCAGAUCUGAUCUCGUGGCUCGAGCCUUGAGAUCAAAAGGCAUCAAAGUCAAAGCAGGGCGUCUGUUCACUGAGUGGGAGAGAAGCUCUUUCUCUGUUUUGAGAGAAAACCUUUCAAGAUUGCAGGAGGCCAUCAUGACUAUCUGUGCCACCAGGGCCAUUUAUUAAAGCCGUUGGUCACUUUGUCUUUGAAGCCCCGGCCUUUGUGUCUGUGGCCUUUAAUGUGCAUCUGUUUACAGCGUGGUGCACGUCUCUUUUAGCCGUAGAAAAGCUUGAGACGACCUGAAUCAGGAUUUUAAGGUUUAGUUUGUUACUUUUAGCACGAUCUUAAGCAUUUCUCUACCUUCUCGUACUUGUUCCUAUAACACAAAGAAAAGACAAGAAAUCUAUUUUUGGUCUCUUAACAGCUGGUGGUCAUUGUAACUAUUUUCAUUUCAUGGUUUCAGAGGCUUAUGAGAAAUUAAAGAGGCAUUAAAGUAUAAUGAUACUGACUUAGAACGUGAUGUUUAAGCACUGAGAGAGCAGGAUGUUAUAUUUAAAGAUAUAUUAACCUGUAUGUUUGUAUGUGCCAGACAUCCCAGAUGAGGAGGCGCAGUACUGGACUGGGAAGCUGGAACGCAUCAAUACCAUGAGAAUCCAUGAUGAGGUAAAGGACAGAUGUUACUACAUCAAGGAAUUAAGUAAAUUAGAACGCUGUUAUGUUAAACCUACUGUGUGCAGAUGAAGUAGAAUUUUUUUGCUAUCUUUGUUUUUUAUUAAAAAGAUGAUCCCAAUUUUUUAAGAGUUAGGACGCUGUACUAAAUCAUAAUUAAAAUAGAAUUUGAUGUGUUUCAAUUCAUUUCAAUCCAUUUUCACAAGAAAACUAUUUAUAAGCAUGUUCCAGAAGUGCUGGUCAAACUUUAUGAAGUGAAACUGUCCUGUGGUCUGACAAAUCCACAUUUGACAUUCCUUUUGGAAGUCAUGAACAAAGUAUUCUCUGUUGGCAUGGAUAGCUGACACAACCGGGAAGGCAACGUUAAUGCUGGACAAAUAUACAAGUUUUGAAGGAACAAAUGCUGCCAUCCAGACAAAGACUACAACAAAAAAAAAAAAAAGGAAGGCAGACUACAUUUAGUGCACAUUACAACAGCAUGGCUCCACAGUAGAAGAGUCCAGGUGCUAAACUGACCUGCCCGCAGAGCUUACUUGUCACUUUUUAAAACUAUAAAACUAUUGCUGCAUCAAAACACAAAAUUUACCAUCAAGGACACCCCAGCUGAAGUCCUGUAUUAGAUAAGACUGGGCAGUUUUACUUUCAAAACCCUGAAACUGGUCUCCUGGGUUACCAGAUGUUUACAGUCUGUUGCCAAUAGAAGAAAAGAUGCAACCCACCACUGAAAACACCCUGUCCUGGCAGUUUUGAUCAAAUUAAAAAUGAACUGUUUUUUUUUUUUUAAACAAUACCCUUUUUGUUUCAACAUUUCAUAUGUUUUCUUUGCACUACUUUCAUCAAAUAUGAUGUUUAAAUGAUUUGUUAACCAUCAUACUCCGUCACAUUUCACACAAUGUCCCAGCCCUUAUGGAACUGGGCUUGUAUUUGCAUGUUACUGUAUUGAGCAUCUUAUUUACAUCAUGCUAAUGUAUUUUUAUGCAUCAGGAAUUGGAGAGGCACAAGUUUACUGCUGUAUUAAAAAUAGAAUUAUGAAGAUUUCAGAGAAAAUACACCUGAUACCUGUUUUUUUCUCUCUCAUCUAUUGUAGUACCCUCUUCAGGAUGUCAUUCAGAGCCAUCCGCUGCCGUUUGCACCUUCUCAGUGUUGUGAGUCUGCUUGCAUGUACUACUCUUGUCCUCUAGAUGGAGACAGUUCUCCACUAUUACAGUUCUGAAGCCCUUCUUUUUACUGUUGCCAUCACUUCCUUGACCCUUUUGCACUACCUAAUGUAAUAACAAUCUAAUCCUUUCUGUCAGAGUUGAAAAUAAAGAUUAUGCUUUUUUUUAAAUCCAGUCUUUAACUCUUUUUAAAAAACUGAACUCAUGUCAUUUAUUCUUACUGAUGGGACAGUGUAAGUUUCUUUUCCACUCUGAAAACCACCGAUGACCAUGCAUCCACCUACUGUUGAAGCACAGGGGCACUUUAUUAUUUUCACAACCCCUACAUCCUCUGAUUGUACCUCUCACUUGUAAAAUCUGCACUUUUACCAGGCAACUAUUUCGGAUGGGCUGACCCACUGAGUAUGUAAAACCCACUUUAAAUCAAAUUCUCCCUCUGACCAAUCCUCUAUCCCCUUUGCAUGUCCUAAUGCCCAAUACUUCAAGUAACAUUUGACCCGUAAGGCUCCCUUGCAUUUAAUUCUCAUUGCUUCACUCUAACACUUGAUUUCCCCGAUGCUUUCCCUGAAUCCCAUAUUUCUACUUGCCGUCCUGCUCUUGAUGUUUCCCUAUUUACGUUGCUCUCUGUUGACAGCAUUAUUGUCAUAACCCAUGUUUACAUCGUAAAUUAUUAUGUUUACGAUGUAUUAUGUUUUGUUUAUUAUGAGCCAUAGUUCAGUACAACUUAUUGAAAGCCCUUAUAUUGGCCUUUAUAAUGUUCUAAUUUCUUUUAACGGUUUCAGUGAGACUUUGUUUAAUUCCUCUUUAGUAUUGAGAUUGAAGGUACUGAACAAAAACCUUUUUAAGUGCUUGUUAAACAAUAGAAAAAGUCUAAAUUGCAGUUGCCAUGACAUUUUAUUUGCUUCUCACUUUUCAUUGAGAGAUACCAGCAGAUCCAGUUUGACUCUCACGUCUUUCAUUUGGAAGGAGGCUUGCACUUAUAGCAAUAAUAUAGUCUUUAAAAGGGCGUGCCCUGUACCUAUGAACCUCAAAGCCUGUAGUGUUUUCAUGAACAUCUAACGAGGGUGAAUCCUCCACUUUGGGUCAGUGAUGAGCAGAAUAUCCUUGCCUGCUGUUUCAAGUAGAGUCUGCACAAUCAUUCUCCAAGAGAUCCAUGUAUUGAACUUCUCCUGUUUGCCUGUUGCAGCUCUGGAUGAUCAGGACAGUGCUGUAGAUGACCGGGAUAGCGACUAUCGUAGUGAGACAAGUAACAGCCUGCCUCCUCGAUACCACACGACGGCUCAGCCCAACUCAUCAAUGCACCAGUAUCCCAUGGGGCCCAGGCAGCAGCACCAUCCAGACUCCUGCACAGACUCUGUCCACAGUUUUGACCUGGACUAUAGGGACCAGAGAGGGAACAGGUAAAGAGUAACCACAGGGUCAUCCAUACACUAAAAUCUGUUUGCCUCGGCCAUAAUGACAGGGUUUGAUUUGAAGCUCAAGCCAGUUACAUAAGUCAGUUUUCAGCAGUCCCUCUGAUAAAAACACCUGAUUAAAUCAAAUGUAAUAUAGCAUGAUGUCAUUGUUGAUGUUUCAGAGUGUACUAAUAUCAGAAAAAAGCAAAGCCUUCCAGCACACAACUAUUUUAAGCUGUUCAAAGUCUAAAUUUGCAAACGAGUGCCAAUGUAGAUAAUGCUGCAUCAGAGAAACACGGGAUUACAGCGAAGGGGAGUUUUUUCACAUUACAAAUGCUCUGGACUUGAUUUAGCCUUAUCACUGAGGAAAUCCUUCUGUCACACACUGAGGGAGUGGGUCGGGGGAAAAACUCACGCAGUUCCUCAGUGAUUAAAGCAUUGUUGCUUAUACACCAUAUGGUGGUGAUUUAGCACUAUGAAAGAGUGCUGUCUCUGACUGAGGGUCAUAGUGCUGAAAACCAUGACCGCCUCUGUUAGGAUUUAGAAAUAUAAGGCACGUUCAAACAUGGAGAAAAAUGUACUUAUGAACAUGUUUGUUUCCCGUGUACAUUCAACAAUUGUCAUAAUGCUUAAUUUGUGUUUUCAUUUUCUCUCUUGUUUGUUUGCUUCUUUUUUCUGUCCCUGUAUCCAUUCCCAUUCCUUCUGACAUCUGUUGUUUUCACCUAAGUAGAUCUUUAAACCAAAAAGGAAGGGUCAGAAUUAUACCUGUAGAUUCUGGUAUGGGGGUGGACGACUGGGAAAACAAGUACAAAGGAAAGGGGAAGCCUCAACUGAGCGACUUCUUGGAUGAUGAGGAAGACAACAUUAUCCUUCGAAUGGGAAGACCCAUUUCUGAACCGCCCCACAACCACCAAAACACUCAGCGUAGCGGCUUUCUUCCUGCCACAUACCCUGAAGGUUAUGACACCAUUGAUCGGCGGCGAAAGAAAAAAAUAAGAGACCCUGGAGGGUUGCUCAGCUCAGAGACAGACAAAAUGAGAGAAAAGGCUUUUCCCUCUGACCUUGAUCUGCUCCGUGAUAAAAGAGGGGAGCUGUUCAUGAGACAGGUUGCAGAGAUGCAGGAAGAAGAGGAGCGACUCACAACGUGUCUCAAGCCAUACAGGAAUGGACUUCUGUACAAGACUAGGAUGUGGGCCAAGACUGAACUGGACAACACGUUGGAGAAUUAUGUGGCAUACAAAAAAGAGCAAGAUGCUAGAAUGAGGGCAAGGUUUGAUUUUGAUUUAGAGAGUUCUGAGGAUCUGGACUACCCCACAGGAGCAGAGGAGAAUAUGGAUGACAUGGCCUUUAAACCUAUAGAUUUUCACCCAGAGAAUGCAAGACAUCACAGAAACAAGUUUUCAUUUUCCUGUGAUGGCCAGGUGGAAAACUCUCAAAGUAUUCGGGAGAAGAAGUGUGGAAAAGCUAAAAUUGGUGCCUGGGUUCCAGAGGCUAUGCUGUCUCCUGUAGAAGAACCCAGUGAUGAAUAUGUUGAUCCAAUGGAUGAGCUUCAGUGUCUUGUUGAAACUGUCUCUGAGUACCUGGCUGAAAAAGAGGAGGAAAUUAGUAAAUACGGCUCCCUUCCCAGAUCAAGCAAAUCUAGGCUAUCAUCUCAGGGUAGUAUUAGAACCGAUUCGUUUGCCGAGGACCAAAAUAGCUCACAAGAUCCAAAGGUGGGACCCCAAUCGCACACUCCAUCUGAUCAGAGUACUUCAGUAAAGAAUGCAAUGAGCUCAUUAUUUUCUUCUCUCUCUAACAAAGUUGGAGGAAGCCAAAAACAGUCUGCCCCCAGUCCACAAGCUCCACCUACACAACCAGCACAAUCUGGACUGACUAAACUAUUGUCCUUUAUACCCAAGUCAAAUAGCACAGCUCCUGUAGCAGUUGUGUCUCCGGUCGAAAGUUCCCCUGAACAAACGUUCAGUUCUUUGCCUUAUCAGCCACAAAGUGAUGCCAAGACACAGAGUUAUAAUCAAGACACAAAAGCCCCCACAAGAGUUCAUAAUCAAACAAGUAAAAAUGAAUAUGUACCUGAGCUAGUGACCAAACCUCAGAGUUCUUCAGGAAACUCAGUCCUGGGAAAACUAAAUCCUUUGAAGCUUUUUGCUGCAGGGGAAAAUUCAGCUGAGAGCAAACAGGGAACAGAGUCCACAUAUUCUGAAAACCAAACACAUUGGGAUGAAAAGUGUGUUCACCAAGGUAAACAGAUAAACAACACAGAUGCGCAUAAGACAUCAGAAAAGUUCAGAAUUUCUUCACAAGAGAAACAACUGAGACACAAACCAGAGACGAAUGUAUAUGGAAAACAACCCCCCCAGAAUUACAAUCAGGGAACUGUUCCUGUUCAGCCAGCAAAGCCAACAGGCCAGACACAAGCAGCUAGUCCUGGGUUCUUCGGUUCUUUAAGUUCGCUGAUCAGUCCAACUGUACCUGUUCCACCUCAGAGAUCUUCACCUGUGGCAGUUUAUCCGGUGUUCAGGUCAGGUGAUGAACCCAGACUGGAGAAACCAGUUGAGGAGCCAUUGUUGGGUGGUAAAUUUAAGCUGCCUUUCCUCUCUUCUGAAAAUAUCUCCACUCAACAGCAUCCUAGAGCAACGAACACUCAAAAUAUUGGCCAAUCACAUCCAGGGUCAACUUCUUCAACUACUUCAACACAGAAUCCUGCUGUGCCACAGGAACAGCCAGAGAGAGGAUGGUUUUCAAGUAUAUUUAACCCUAGCUCUGAGCCCAGUGGUUCAAAUCCGAAUCUAGCCGGCUAUCAGCAGUCUCAGAGCUCCAAAGCACCACAAGGCCCACAAGCUCAACAUUCAGCAAACCAGAAACCAACAGCAGCCCAUCAUGGGUUGCAGCAUCAAGCUUCUAAUCAACCUGGACCACAGAAUUUUUUGACAGGUAUCUUCAAAGGAAGCUCAACUGAAGACAUCCCUCAUAUGAGCUCCAAUCAACCCAAACAAGGAGGACUGCUAUCCGGACUUUUAAAAUUUGGCUCUUCCAGUGAUUUAUCUAGCAGUUCUCCUCAACAGGCAUCCCACAGCAAUCCAUUACAGAGGAGCAGCCCCUCACAAUUCCCUCAUCACCCAUCCCCACAACAGCAUUCGCCAGCUUCACAAAUGGGGCGCUCAUCAAAGUUUUCAUCAACAGGAAACAUACCAAGUGAAUCCCAGCUUGGUGAAGCUGAAAGGCUAAGAAAUACACCUGGUACCCAAUCCUCUGAUGAAACACAGCAAACUCAAUCUCAGGUGAAGGGGCUGUUGUCAGGCUUUCUAAAGUUUACAUCAUCUGAGAAUAUUUCGAGCAACCAAGCAGGUGAACGCCAACAGACCAGAGUUAGUCACAACUUUAAGGAUUCCAACCAACAGAAUUCUCCAAACCAAGUGCCUCAUCUUAGAAACACAACCCCAAGUCAACAAGUUGUCCAACAGGAGACGAGUAAACCAGGCUUUACCCGCCAGCAAACUGUUCCACCUCAGCAACCACCACCCCAGAGAAGUGGUCUGUUAUCUGGUCUUUUUAAAUUUGCUUCAGCAGACAACGUAAAUACUCAACAGCAGCCAACAUCGCAGUGGCAGGCAGUCACCCCAAGUAUAUCAAGCUAUGAACAAACAAUGGCAAGAAACAACCCGCCAUCUAUCCAACAUGAACCCCAAAAUAGUUCAACACAAAGAACAAGUCUGGGUCCACUUUCUGGUUUAUUUAAGUCUUCGGAAAAUGUGGCUGAACAACAAAAGCCCACAAACAUCCAUGGGUUACGGCAAAUGAAAGAGCAAAGCUGUCAGACUCAUGAAACACAGCCAGAGACAGCAAGCUCUGGAGUUCUCUCAGGGUUAUUUGGUAAAUUAACAAAAUCAUCGGAAAACAUUGACACAAGCAGCAGGACACCAUCAGAACAAAUGCUGCAACAGAGAGCCAAAACUACAAUCACAAGCAAGUCCACAUUUCAAACACAGUUACAGACUAGUGCAGCCCAACAAGUCGCACAAGAACAGGCAGUCAAAGAGAAAAGAAGUCCACUAACUGCCCAGCAAGGCUUCCUAUCAGGAUUGUUCAGUAAAAAUGUUACAGAGGAUCCUCCCACUCACAAACAAGGACAAGAGUCCGAUCAGAAUAAAGAACAACAGAUGUCCAAAGAGAUACCUUCAAGUACAUUGAACCUUGAGAGAGAUAGUCAUCUCAAACAUUUACCAGUCUCUCUCAAUCCAGGACAAAGCAGGCAUGCUUUCAUCCGUGCACCUGUCUCAGUUGAUACUGAGAGUUUGGACUUGAGAACAUCAGCUGUUUUUGAAAGGUCUCUUCAAAAUCAGGCAUCAUUUUCCUCAAUUAGCACAGGCAAUUUACCUCAGUUAUAUUAUGGUGGUUCACUUCAGUCAGUUCGCCCAAUGGCUUAUAGUACAGGAAAUAUUCAGUCACUUCUACAAACCAGGGGGAUGAACACACAACCGUGUAUUGGCAGAAGCAAUUCCUCCUUUCAUGGAGCUACAGGACAAAACCCUUACCAAGGUCAGAUUUCUCCCUAUGGAUCAAGUCCCAGUUAUGAUGAAAACCAGUGGAUCCGUGAAAGUGCUCUAUGGCAGCACUUUCAGAAUGAGUCACUGAAUUAUCAGAUGGAGGGAGGGGAUCAAGUGUACAGGAUGAGCGAUGACAGUCAUUUCCUACAGGCCUCUGAUCUUCACUGCAGCUCGUCAAAUAUAUAUCAGCCAUUACACUCCUCUACACCAUGGCAGAAUGCUGUUUGUCACCAAGAGCAAGUUGGACCAUAUCAGUUAGAUGGACAAAGGAGUGUUGAUCCGUUUCCCAAGAGGAAGUUAUGGAACAGCUAUGAGGAUUUGGGAAACAUGGAAUACUUACCCACCGAAGAGGGUGCGUUGAACCUAACCACCAAACCAACAAAUACAAAGUUUGGUAGCACUUACAGUUUGAAUGGGGUGUCUUAUCAUGAAGGCUAUUAUGAGGAGACUCCACCAAGCUUGUCUUACGCAGCAAACUGGCAAUAUGGCAAGGAAAAUGCAGUUCUACCAAAUUUUCAUACUAAUGGCAUGAUCCAUCAGAGUCAGUUCAACUUAAAUAGGCCAAUGAGUUCAAACUGUGCUCUGGGUGCCAAAACUGAGAUGGAAGACUCCAUGUACCUUGAAGACACAGAGUGGUACCAGCAGUGGCUUGCACUUUUGGAGCAAGGAAUGUGGUGGCCAGCAGAAGACGGUGACUGUGGCUACUUUGUUUAUACAGAUCAUGAGUACAUUUAUGCAUUGCUUACAGAUGCAGCAGGUGAAUAUGUGUAUGCCUGUACCCCUGAGGGUGAGCUCUUGGAAAAUCCCCAACAACGGGAUAGUUUUCCCAGUGCUUGGCUGGAAAAUGAAAUGGUCUGUGUCUGUGGUUUCAAAAUUCCUCUUUACAAUGAGGAUGAACUUCUUUGGUUACCUGGUCAAGAGCACAGCGAUUCUCAACUUCUGAAUGCUCCCCUAGAUUUGUCUGCUGCCUACAGGAAAGGAAAUCAGAUCAUGAAUUUGAAUCUUGAACAGUUCUCUGAAAUGUUUGAAAAUUCAUUCCUGUCACAAGGGCAACAAGGCCUUGAUAUUACAUCUUACAGAUUGAACAAAGUCAGGAUGGAUCCAAGACAUCCCAGUUAUGUCUAUGAAGACCAAUAUGGAGAUGUUAUUGACCUCUCCUGUCACAGUAGGGACCAUGUUGGCCCUUUCUGGAAUAACCAAGAAAUGAAGACAUUUCUUGCUCAAAAGGUUGCUGUUUCCUUGAACACUACCCCUACUUCAAAUUUAAAUCAGCAGUUACUUUACAACUGUUACCAACCUAGCCAAAGGCGACGUUCAUCUACUGGGGUUACAGUGAAACAUGUAGAUGAUGUGUUAGAGGAAGAAUGGAGGAUGAGAGUGUCAGCCGCUGAAGAAAAGCCUAAUCUUCCAGUCAAAAAGAUUUCUUCCCUAAUAUCUUCUUUUGUGGGCAAAGCACCACAGACUGAAUUAAACAAAACUAGUAUAUCAACUAGUCAAGCUUCUGACAAAAAUUCGAAAAACAUCUUGUCAUCAGGGUUCCAAAGCCUGAAGUCAAAGAUAAUCAAGGAGGACUCAACUACUGUAGUGACUCAGCCAGAAAUCUCUACAAGCCAAAUGCAAAGGCCUGUUACAACGCAAGGGAGAAUCUUGCCAGCAGUACCAACAUCUGCUCAAGUGACUCAACCCCCAGUCCAGUCACGUACAACUUCACAGAAACCAAGACUUUCACGUCAGACUACCAUGGCACAACAAGCGACCCCCCCACAACAGCCAAGUAUAGCAGUGCCUUUAAGGUCAACGGAGUCUCCUGUUAAACCUGGGCCUCCUGGACAUAUAAAAUCUGAUAAGCCACUGGAAACACCAGUAGAGAAACCAUCUGAACAGCCACAGACAGGCUUUAUGAGCUUUCUGAAAUCUACAGUAAAAAUAGAAGAACCAAAACUAGAUCCACAGAAAGGUCCUCCUCCUCGGGAAGGCAAAUCUGGGAGCACAGCUUCCUUGCCAGGCAGCGCUCCUCCUGACAAAGAGACUCCAGGAGUUUCAAAUCUCUUUGGAUCAUUCAGCAGCCUAUUCAGUACCGAGCCUUCUCCAUCUCAAAAACAGCAAGUAAAACCUAGCAGUACUGAAGGCUCACUGUCAUCAGCAACCAAACCUAAAGGUUUACAAAGACAGCAAACAAUGGACCAAACCAGUACCUCUAGACCUGGGCAGGGCUUGCCAAUGGGCAGUAGUGUACCCCAAGCAUUUCCUGCUAGUUCUUCUAAAGGCCCACCAACAGGUCGGGUAGAAUCUGUGCCACCUACAGAACAAAUAAAACAGGAAUCAGGAACUAAACCAUCUGGUGGACUGUUUGGAUUUUCAAUUGGUGAAAUGCUAACAGGAUCAACACCAGCUGCUCAAUCUGGUUCCACAUCUCAAACACCUGAAUCAGCCACUGCUCCUCAAGAAGAAUCUCUGGGUAAAAGUAUAUUGUCUAUGUUUGGUGGGCUAAAUACCCAGCAAGCUACACCUAAAACUGGACCAACACCUCAAGCACCUCCAACAAAUGCUCCCUCUGAACCUCCUCAACAGGAAUCACUUGGGAAAAGUUUAUUAUCAAUGUUUGGAGGAUCAAGUCCUCAACCCCCUGCUCCCCAGACCAAGCCAACUGUUGAAGUACAACAACGAGGAACUGCUCCUCCUAAAGAUCCCCCUAAUACAGGAUUUCUUUCAAUGUUUGGUGGUGGUAGCAAUCAACAGUCUCAAACAGGAUCACUCUUAGGGGGUAUUCUGCCUGGGUCAUCUAGUUCAACUGAGAGCCCGAGGAAGGGACUCUUGUCGUUGUUUGGUGACCCCAGUCCUUCACAACCCCAGCCACCUAUGUCAUCUAAACAAAGUCCAACACAAUCACAGCAUCAACACCAAGGGGCCACUCAGACACAAUCAAAACCACAAGUACAGCCUCAAGCAAAAGACCAGCAACCACCCUCUGUUCUCGGUGGAAUAUUUGGUGGCUUGUCAACCUCCAGUGAAAGUCCAGGGAAAGCUCUAUUCUCAAUGUUUAGUGGCCCUGCCGCUCCUCAAACCACAGGAGCUGGUGAGAGGACAAGUGUGCCUACUUCUGCAGGAGUGUCAGUACCCAGAGAGCCUGUGAGGAGUAUACCCUCUGUGUCACCUGUGCAGCAAACCCCAAAUUCAUCUCCUGCUAGUGCUACUGUUACUAAAGAGCCAACUGCUACUGAUGCACAAAAAUCUCCAUCCCAAGUGUCAUCUCUUUCUGAUAGCCAUGCUUCAGCAGCUACAGCAACUCCUGAAAUAUUAAGUGAAGCUAGUAAAUCAAUAGAUACUACUGUCGAUACUAAACAAGACACAAGUAUACAUCCCAAAAUAGAGUGUGAUACUGUGCCAAAAGAAACAAGCACAGAAGGUGCAUCCCAGGAUCCUCCCAAAGAAUCAACAGCUUCAUCUAUUUUGUCUAUGAUCAGCGGAUCAGGCUUGCAAACUCCAUCCUCACAAUCUGGCCAUACUUCAGACAGUCCUGGGAAAAGUUUACUUUCGUUAUUUUCUGGGUCCAGCAAUGUAGAUGCCUCACCUACUGGGCCUGCACCUGCAUCUUCAGGCCCCAGUGACCAACCAGCCAAAAGUUUAUUUUCUGUGUUUGGAGGAUCAGCCCCUCAGCCCUCUUCACAACCUGGAGCUUCAUUAUUAGGGUCCAUGUUUGGAGGUCCAUCGCCUCAGACGGCAGCUUCUCAAACAGGAGGAUCAUUACUCGGUGGUUUGUUUGGAGGGUCCGCCCCUCAGGCUGCUCCACAGGUUAGCCCCACCAAGACUGCUAGUUCUGCUCAUCAGACGGCAGGACCUCAGGCAGGAACAUCCCUACUUGGAGGCUUAUUUGGUGGAUCUGCCCCCCAGGCUGCUGGAUCUCAAUCUGGUGGGUCUAUUUUGGGAGGGAUAUUUGGGGGAUCAGCUGCUCCUGCAACUGCAGGACCCAUGACACUUGGAUCCUUGGGUGGAAUGUUUGGUGGGCCUGCCAACCAAACUUCAACUUCCCCUAACAGUAGCUCCAUACUGGGAGGAAUUUUGGGAGGGACAUCUCCUCAAACAUCUACUGUUCAGACCGGUCCAUCUCCUCCAGGCGAUACUUUACACAAAACUUCUGCUCAAAAUAAAACAACACCCAGUGCAACAGCUUCACCAAGAAGUACUGAUGACAAGAAAACUACACCUGUAACAGAUGUGACAUCAGUUCCGCCUGGACUUCCAAAACAGUGUGAUGAAAGUAAAACUGAUCCAGCUGUAGCUGUUUCUGAGGCACAUGCAAUUGAUACUGCGACCAAAAGUAAGGAGCAGGCAGAACCACAACAGCAAGCUGGUGGUGCAGUUGAGGGUCCUCAGGCAAAUCAACCCCAAAGUGAUGGCAGUAUCACAGGAGAAGCUUGUAACCAAGAUGCAGAGAAGCAAGAUGAUUUAACUAAUAAAAAGGAGUCUAAAGACCCUGAAAUACACGAACAAGCACAACACCCUGCAGGACCAGAACUUGUUAGUAGUCAGCUGAAUCAAGAUACAGUACCACCUAAGGUUGAAGAACAGGUCACACUACCAACAAAAGAAGUUGCCCAGGAACCAGAAAAGCCUUCACAGCCAGAGAAGUCUGUUGUUGACUCAACAGCAGAAACAGUUACAGGCUUCAUGUCCUCCCUUUUCAAACCAGCAGCUGCACCUACUGAAGCUCCACAGCAGCAGCAGAAGAGCUCGCUUUUUGGUGCAGGAGCAACAGCACCCCAAGCAUCUGCUAAUCAGCCAGGGGCAUCACUAUUAGGAGGAAUUUUUGGAGGGUCAAACACAGAAACAGCAGCUCCACAGACAGGAGUAUCAUUACUUGGAGGCUUAUUCAAGGGUGCUGCUCCUCAAUCUGGUUCUCAAACAGCCACCCCCACCAGUGGAGGGUCAAUAUUAGGUGGAAUGUUUGGAGGGGGACCCACUGCAAAAUCUACUGGUCCCCAAACUGGUGGAUCUUUACUAGGUGGUGUGUUUGGGGGAUCUUCAGCAGCAGCACAGCCUGGCGGGUCUUUGCUCGGUGGAAUGUUUGGAGGAGCCCCCUCUCAAACUGCAGGGUCACAAACUGGUGCAUCAAUACUUGGAGGCAUAGGGGGAUCUUUAUUUGGGGGUAUUGGACAACCACCCAAGUCACCUGGACCAGUGCCAGCCGAGCCAAAGCCGACACAAGGCACUGCUAAACAACAGCCAGUGGUUAAGAAUGAAAGUGUGCCACCAAAAGCACCUCCAUCUAGCAUAGAAAGUAGCCCAAAUAAGACUGUGGAAGCCCACCCAGACGAUAGUCUAAUAAAAUCUAAAAGCCAAACAGAGACAGCUUGUUCAGAAGUGCCUGCUGUCACAAAUGUUUCAAUAAGCUCUGCAUCUGACCCAGCAAAUCAAGGAGAUAAUGCUGAAAAGGAAAAGUCAGCUGUUAUAGGAGAGGUGAUCCAUGAAAAGCCCACUGUCAUUAAAGAAGAGCCUGAGAGUAAAGAUACUGACAGAUCUGCCCCACCUGAUAACAGAGUUACAAAUACUACCACGGCUCCUCCAGCAGACCAGAUGCCAAGUAAUGCCGAUUCAGCUCAGCCUAAAUCUCUGUUUGGUUUCAUAUCCACACAGACUGAUGCAGGAAAAUCUCUUGGAUCACUAUUUUCACCAACAGUGCCAUCAAGUGCUCAAGCGGAAGGAGGCACUGGUCUGUUGUCAGGAUUGAAAACCUUUUCUGGAGGCCUGUUUCAAGAAGAAAAGACCAGUUCUGGAAAACAAGAACCAUCCACAACCUCAUUAUUUGGGACUAAAAUAAGUCUUCCUUGGCAAACAGAGCCACCCAAGCCAGCUGUCCCAGUUAUAACAUCUCAGCCCAAAACUAACAACAAGCCUACAAGUGAUGGCACACAUACUUUACAAAAGGUUGCGACGUCUGAUGCCCAAAAUAUUGAAUCGGUAGGUUCCAGUGAUGGUAAAACAACUCCCCAGAUUUGCAUUUCCACUCCUGAAGUAGAUCCUUCAGCAUCCCAGGCCCCAAAGGAGGAGGAAAGUCUUGUAGAAACAGACCCCUCAGCAGGUCCUACCUCCGGAGUGCAGCUGGACAACCAGGUCGAGAAGGAUCUAUUGAAUGCAAAAAGGCUAGUAGAAGCAUAAUAAAUGGCAUCCCCCCUCACCAUUUAUGAUGCAUUGACAUCUUGGAAAAAUUGUAUUCCCUGUCCAGCUCCGCGAUCUCUCCUCUAGUUUUAUUUGGUUUUAGCUGAGUAUAUGUCUGUCUGUGUGGGUGUUUGUAUUCUCUUAUAUUAAUCUGUUGUGUCUGUUUGAUUUUCCAUGAAAUGACAAAACAGAACUCCAUGAUUUGGUUAUUUGUGAAAAAAACAUGGGUAUUUGUUUUCACAUCUAUUUGAAAUCACAUACAUUAACAAGAUUCUGGACUGCAUAAAUAAUGUUAAACUUGUUCAUGCAUGGACUUCUGAUUUGUGUUGUUUUGCAUUGUCUUGUUCUGACAAAACCAAAAUAUCCUCACCGUUCUAGCACAAACGUUUAGCCCUUUAAAUAUUGAUCCUGGAAAUAGAAACAGUUUUGUGAUUCCCACACACAGGUCACAUCAGCGUAUUUUAUUUUCUGAGAGUCAUUUGUUUUGAAACCUUGUGUCACCUUGAAGCAGAAAGCUUGGUGCCUCCUCAUGGCUGCACCUUACCUCGUACUCAAUACUAUCUAAGCUCACCCAUGGAAGACAAAGCUCUGUAGCUGCGAUGCCUCAUAAUCUGUACAUGUUUUCUGUAAGAGGAAACUGACUCAAUUGCAACAAAAUAUGCUGAUCAAUUUGUGUGUGGAUAAAAAUACCGUUUAACGGCAUCAGUAGUUAGAGUUCAUUUGAAUUUUUACACCCCCAUAAAGGGCUCUUAUGUAAGCUUUUUUGUGUGUGUUGACAUGCAGCAGCAGCAAAAUGGAAUAAGCAAAUGCAUUAAAUAAUGCACGUGCCAACACUUUGACACAUUUUUAUUAUUUUUCAUGCAACAGCCUUCCAGCAAGGUUAAGUGUCUUUCUAGCGCAGGACGGGGUGCUUGCAUACCAAACCAACCAAUAAUGAAGAGGCUCAUGAUAAAAAAUAGUCCCUAAGUAGUCUAAGAAGAUAUAGAAGGACCUGACAUCAGAGAAGAAAAUAUGAACUAAAAAACUUCUAAUCAUUGUUCUUUUCCAACAAAUUGAUUUUAAUGCGUAUUUUUCCCCAUUCCUUUCACAAAAUUUUAGUCCAGUGGAAAGUAGUCGCUUUGGGUCAUCUGGAAACCUGAGCCAGACCAGUUCCCAGCUUAGUGAAACUGGCCAGGAGAGCACUGGAGGUUCAGAGCUGGAGGAGUCCUUCCACUCCUUUCAUAGUGCUGGCUGUCAUCCUUCCAACAACGCGCAGUCUCGCACCAGUGGACAUCUUUCCACCAAUGGACAGGCCUCUGUUGGUGAACAGGGAGUUCACAGGCUGUCUCCUGAUGUGGGACAGGGUCUGAAAAAAGACACUCCAGAGAGACAGCCCUCUAAACUCAAAAGGUAUGUGACUUUCUUGUGACUUAAUUUGAUUCGUUCAAUUUUGAUUUUGAUGUACCUGAAAACUGAUGGAUUUUUUUUCCAUCUUUUUGUUUUAAUUAAUACAACCCAGGUUCCAUGAUGAUGGCCCACCACUGCCCUUUUCCCCGUCCAGAGUCCGUUGGUUGAAGGCCAUCAAUAAAGUCAGGGUCCAGCUGAGAGAGGUAGGCAGGGUCUCACUUUGGUACAGCUACCAACAAUUGCUCUCUCUAUCUCUAUCUCUCUUUCUUUCUCCUUUUUUGCACCGUGUGACACACGACAUGUACAGCGUCAUUACUGCAAACACAUAGAAAUACAUCAAAUGACUCCAGCAAUGCUAUGGAAAUGGUUGAGUUUAACCUCUUUUUUGUUUAAGAUGAUGUACUGACAUUAAACAAGAAAAACUAUGUCAUUUUCAUGUAUGUAUUGAUGUAUGUAUGUUUGUGUUGACUGUUAGGCUGUUUGCAGGCUACCCGAGUUUUAGUGUCUUAAAGACUCAGUCUUAAUUGCUGCCUAAUUCUUUGGUGAAGUCCACUGUCCUUUCAGUCACUCGUUGCUUCAAAGAUAGUUAAUGAGAACAUCAGAAACAAGAAGGGUUUUAAGGAAAUGAAUGAUAAACCGUGACUUAGACCCGAUGUUGUAGACCAGAAUUUAUAUCCUGUGAACAGAUGUGGAGUCUAAUCCCUCUUGUAAGUCCACUCGGAAAUCUUCAGAGGGUGGUAAUAAUGAAAACAUUCGAAUCUCUCAUCCCAGUGAGUUUCAUCCCAUUGAUUAAGCUUUUUAUGGCACAGCAGUAACAGAGUGGCUCAUAUAGACCCCCAUUACAGUGAUUGGUUUGCGUGUACUGGUCGAGACAAACAGAGGCUCUAAAUGGUGGCUGAUUGAAUUUAUGAUUAUAAAUCCGAGGCAGGGUUAAAGUUGUCAUUUAUUCGAAGAGGAAGGUGAACACAUAUGCUAACAAAAGUCUCAGUCCUGAAUAGGUUGUAAUGAAUCAGAAUUGACUGCUUAUCUCUCCAGCACAUACCACAGCUGGACUUCGUGUAAUCCUGUAAUGCCCUCCAGUAUUUGGUGACAAGAUGGACAGGAAGCAGAACUGGUUGGGAGACUGUCUUUACAUAUUAAUUUCCGUGUGUUUUACGUUUUCUUCAUUUAACAUUGUAAUAAAAUGACUAGAUAGAGAGGGACCAGUGGUUGAUCAUGAGUGUUUUCACAGUUCGUGGAUAACAACAGAAUAUCCCAAGUGUCAAUAACUGGCAGAUGCUGACAAAGAAAAGAGAGAAAGAACUGAGAGCUGGCAGCAUGACUGCCUCAGCUUAGCUUUGAACUGAACGCAUUUGCUGUGGACAGAAAGAGAGUGAGAGGAGAAAGCAUGCAAAGAGGGAGGAGGGAGUAAGGGAUGGAUUCUUAACAGCGGUUGAAAAGCUUUAUAGUGUGGUCAACCACUUUGCACUUGCCAUUAUCCAGUUGUGUAAAGGAGGAUUACGGCACUUCUGGGUGUUUUUCUUUUUCAAGAGCGUGGUCUGACAUUUGAUGAAACAUCAAGGUGUUGAUUUAAAGGAAGAUGGGAUAUUUUUCUUUGCAAGAUGAUAUUUAAAGGUUGUUCUUAGUUGCAGAUUUCCCCCACGAGGUAAGUCUUACAUUUUAAGAAUUUGCUGGCCUUUUUCUCUCUCCAUCUCGACUUUCUAUAUUUUGUAUUAAAUGUGCGUAGCGUACAUUUUUGUACUACAUGAAACUUUUGAUUCAUGUAUUUUCAUGAAGAAUUUCUGUGAUCCAGAGUCUGCAUAAUUACCUGCUCUGAACUUUAAAAGACAGAUUAAACUCUCCAAAUGAAAGAUGCCUCUUCAUAAAUGACAGUGUAGGGAGAAGAAAGUAACAAAAACAGGUUGUGACUUUCACUUGGUUUGAAAAUAACUCUGACCGAACUAAAGCUUCUGCCUUUUUCAACCUCUUUGACAUAAUACGUCAUAUAACAAAUGAAUCGUUUACGUCUAUAUUUACCUUUUUUUUUUUUUUUUACAAAGAAGUGGAAUUAACUUAUGAACACAAAAACAUUUAAAUGGGAAGCAUAAUGCUCUGAAUGAAUAACAUGCUUUCUAAUUUCAUUGAAUUAGAUUCACAUACCAAAAUACCAGCUGAGGUAUUCACUGGUCUGUUUUAGUGUUUGAUUUUUACCUUUGUUUUCAACAUUUCUGAUGUGACUUUUCAAUAGCUGAUGCUAAACCUGGUAUCACAGAGUGAAGUACACUUUGUAUAAGCUGAAAGAGCAUGAGAGAUUGUUGUUUUCGCCAAUCAUGUUCUUUCUUCUUUUCUUUUUUAGCGAUUAACAGGCUGUAUUGCAUGACUGUGUUAUCUUUACUUUUAGAAAAUAGACUGAUGUUAUAACUCGGAUUAUCAAAUAGUCCCUGAACUGUAAGGGGUCAGCGCUGUCAAGCGUUGCAGCUGGCAUGGGUGUAAAAGAAUGACAAGGCCUUAGAGGAGACAAAUGAUCUGUCAUCUAAUUACUGAGCUGCCUUUGUUAAGACAUUCUAAUUAGAGAUCCGCACAGCAGCUGCAGCAGCUGCUUAUUGUUCACUCUGUAAGUCGAGACCAUUACUAAAAGAAAAUCUGAGCUAGAACGAAGAACUGGCUCCAUUUUUAAUUUGAUGCUUUUGGUGCAUUUCAAAUUUUCAAGUUGUCCCAAAAUUCCCAUGAUUGAGCUCGACAAUAAUCUAGUUUUUAGUAGCUUCUUAUCUCUGUCUAAAAAGCGAAAUAGUGAAAAAAGAAACUAUUUAUUUUAAUCUUCAGUUAUUAAACUUAAAAUGAAUAUUUUAAUUCUUAAAACAAAAUUAACUUCACUUCAACUCAUUUACAUCUGUAACAACAACAACAACCUAUCAAACAGUUUACCAGAUUGUUGGCAUGUUAGUUGGUUUCCAUUUCUAUGUAGAGCAGAUAUGACAGAAUUAAUGUGUAGCAGAACUACCAACAUGAGAGCUUCAAAUGAACAACAAAAAAACAACUGAAAUACUCAAGAAAUGCUGAUCACUGGCCGGAUUUUUUACUGCUUCAACGACAAAAGAUGCACAGUGUCCAGCGGUACUUUUAAAGUUUUUGUUCAGACAGAAGAGUGAUUUCAAAUUUUACUGUUAAGUUUGCAAAUAUUGCCCAAAGGACAUAUCCUGUUGUGGUCAGCCUGGUGUAGGAACAGCUGAUAAAGGGUGUGUCUUCUCAGGGAUGUUCUCCAGAGGACAGCUCAGUGGACAGGAUGAACCCUACAGACCAGAGCUGCUUUCACCUGAGAGAGAAAACCUGCAGAAGAAAAGAUCACAGAGCCCCAAAGUUAGAAAGACACUGCAGAAGCUGCAGAAGUGUCUGCAGGGGACAGAAGAUAGCUCUUCUUAUGGUUCGUCAGCAGGGGACACUGCAGGCGGCAGUGCUGACCUCAUCUCAUCUGGGGAGAACAGAAGUCCUUGCCAGGAUGGGGUCGUGGAUGAUACCCUACCCAAGCUCAUUAGUAGGAUCAGACAUGAUGAAGGAAAGAGGCUGAUGGGGGAGGAAGAGGCAGGGCAAGGCUCGAGUGACAUAGUAGAGCAUAUCCUCAAAGAGCUGAAAGGUAUUAACAAGAUCCAGGAGGAAAUUUCUGACCUGAGGCAGUAUCUUACGUCUGUGAAAGGGUCGGUGGAUGAAGUAUCUUACUGUGUGGAUGCAGCACUCAGUGAAAUAGGGGAGUUGUACUCCGGGGCUUCAGCUACAACUAAUCCUGGUCCAGUUUCUCAAAUACCCUGCAUGAGGGGUGGAAGCCAAGGUAGGCAGAACGCCAGUCUAGUUUUGGAUCACACAGAUUUCAGAAAAAGUUUAGCAUGUCUACCAUCUCACAGAUCAGGGAAGCCUAUCAAUCGAGUCACUACCCAAUCAGAACAUCCAACAGACCAAAGGCAGAACUCAGAGAAGAAUCCAAACAUGAUCAUUAAAGGAUCUUCGAAAUCUAACGUCUGCUGCCUGGAACGUAGUCAUGGCAAUGACUACCAGAGCACCAGCUCCCUGUCAUCUUGUCACAGCUCCACCGGUCCAGAAGCAGGUAUUCUGAUUAGUGACCCGGACCAUGGCAGAUGGCCUUCUGAGAUGCAGCACAGUAUCAGUGGAGAGGGACUGUGGAGUGAGGAAGACAUUUGCUCUUGUACGGACAGUCAAAAUGAGUUACAAACCUGUCCUAGUGUUUGGGACAGGUGCACCACGGAGGAGACACAAAGUAGCACACCAGGCCAUUCUUCACACAACAGCUCUGAACAUCUCUCCUUGCUGUUUGGACACCACUUUGACUAUCCUUCAAGUUCUUCUAGUAUGGUGGACUGGAGGCCCCCCAGACUGCAAACGGAUGAAGAAAACUUGGACUGUGACUGUUCGGUAAACUGCCCAUACUCUCGUAGUUCUGGUUAUCACACCAUGGAUGCUUGCUUAAAUGAACUCGGUAGUGAGCCCUCCAGGAGUAUAAGUUGCUCCACUGUGCUGUUGACAGACUGUGACGACUGUUACCUGGAGCCACAUUCAAUGUGUGAUGACUGUCCGUCAUCUGGGGACACACUGGAUCUGGGCUCUGCUGACAGUUUGGACAAGGAGUGGACCGAUCAAAGCUUAUCCAGAGGCACUUUGUCACAGGAGUCCUCUGAAAUGGAUUCUCUAAGUACACCCAAGACCCCCAAUGUGGGUUUUGAUGUAACUACGUUUAGCAAGGCUGUGGUCACCUUUGGGUCAGCUUUGAAAGGGGCUCUGAAAAAGUUGGAAGGGUCAUACCCUGAAGAUGUGAGAGAAGACUAUGACUCUGAUACAUCUCCAUCUUUUGCCACACAAGCCAGCGAACAGGAGCAAAGUAGCAGAGAGGGUGCAGAUGAUGGAGUUAGAGGAGCAGACCUUUCUACUGAAUGUGGCAUCACCAGGGAAGAGGGUGAGACUUCACUCUGUGUGGAUUGUAGUGCAUCAGUGGAGAACCAGCCAUGUUCACUUCCAGAACCACCUCAUGGAACAAGCCUCUGUCUUUGCAAUCCAACUGAGCAUCACUCUCUGGAGGUUUCACAGGAAGAAGGAGAGUGUCCAAAGGUUGGGGUUGUGUCGAACCUUGACUUAAAACCAGACCACUGUCCAUCAAAUGAGGACGAGUGUCCACCAGGUCCAGAGUUUAGUGCAGAUGACUCCAUAUUGUGUACAAUUAAAGAAAACCACCUUUCUGAUGAUGUGGAUUCGAGAAAGCCGACUGAUGCCAGUCACAAAGAGCGUAUUGCUAAUUUUCAGCGCAUUCUGAGGGAAAAGAGGCAAACUCGUCACAGACUGUCCAAAUCUGCUCAAGGAUCCCAGGGAUCACACGGCUCUCAAGGAUCUCAGGGAUCCCAGUCUCAAGAGGAUUCCAUCCCAGGUAUUGUUAAGGGUAUUUUCUUAAACUGAAAUGAUGAGCAACCCAGCUGAGCGAUAAGUUAAAAACACUUGAGAAGGUCUAAAACGCUCCUGUGGGAAAACUUCUACUGCGUUCAACAAUGUGCAGCUCUUACUGCUCUUAUGUUAUCGUCACCCUGUCAACUUCCCUCAUGGUAAUGAAGUCCAGCUUGUGUCAUGACCAAUUUGUUGAGGCUCACGCCACCUUGCAGCACUCAGUCAGGUUUAUUGAUGAUAAUGAUGGACGCAGAACCAAGUUGUCCAUAGUAUAUACAGUCUAUGGUAUUUAUCUGAUCUGAUCAAAUUUAUUUGUGAUAAUUAAUUAAUUAAAUUUAAACAGGAUCACACAGGUAGUAUAUGUAAUUUUGAAAUGAUUUAAAGAUUAUUCAGUAGUUUUUGAGUCACUGUCUUUCAGCGGAUGCAUUGGGGAGAUAGUCUGAAAUUGUUUUUUGUUCGAUUGUUUUUCCAAACAGUUUCUAAAUGUUGUUAUACUUUUUUUUCAGACUGUGGAAGAGAAGAUGAUCAGGUUAUUGAUAUCAUACCCCUCCAUUCUUACUCUGCAGCUGUUUUGUCUGUUGUUUUAAAAGUCCUUGCACUUAGAAAUGAGGGGAAAAAACUUGUAUUGCCCCAGCAGUCAUUAUUUGGUGUUCGUUUGUUUGUUUUUUUUCUUUUUGUUUUUUUUCCCACUUUAUUGAUGUUUUCUGUUUGUUUUUUUUGGAUGUCCACAUGAACAGUGGAAUCAUCCAGUAUGUAAACAGAAUUUACUUGCAUUUUAGCAAGUGUGAUUCCGUUCACUCCAUGGUUUUGUGUCUGUAUGAUGCUGGUCCACCUUUGCAUUUCAUGUAUCGCUUACAAUCAAGAUGUAUAGAUAUAUUGAUCUGAUAUAACGACUUUGCAUGAUCUGGAACACUCAAGGGGUUAAACUCAACCAUAUGUGACUUUCCAUUACUUCUGUUUUCUCAUCACAUAUUGCCUGUCUGUCACCUGCUUUUUGUUAGUCAAUUGUAUAUGUAUAUGUAUUUUUGUUUAAUAUUUACAACGUUGUAGGUUGGAGAUGAAGAGCCAAAUGUCAGACAAGCCUGGGUCAAACCGGGGUAAGUCACUCGUUGUCAUACUAGAUGCAUGAAUUUAAUUGAAAAAGGACGAACACAGACAUGUUAUGUAACUUAAAUGUGAUGUCUUUUUCUUUAUUGAUCGUGUUUUCAUCCUGUGUAGUGGUGGAUCUGGUCUGUAUGGAAUUGACAGCAUGCCUGACCUGCGGAAGAAGAAGCCUAUCCCCUUGGUCAGCGAUGUGGUCAGUACAAACCUGUCAUUCCUUUGUUUUGUAUUGAACAUGUCAUAAGUCACCCUGUUUUUUGUCCUUUUUGUACGUUAUGUGUGUUUUUCCACUUGUAAGACGACCACAGAAGUCAGUUGUUUUUAUGCCUCUUGGCUGCGAUUGGGACGAGAUUGUUAUCAACAGAUGAGACACAUUCUUGAAUCAGACUGCUAAUAUUUCUCUCCCUCCUCUCUUAAACCCAAAACUAUUUCCCACAACUCUCUUGAAUGCAUUCACACUCCUUGGUCAGGCUAUGGUAAGUUUAUAGAACCCAGCUGUCACUCCCUUUCCUGCUAAAGUUCAAAAUAUCAAGUAGGACAAUUGAAUAAAAGUGCCUCAAACAUGGAUGUCUCCAGCAUGCAGAUUUAAUUGAUCCCAAACCUCUUAACACAACCUGAAAUAACUGCAUGCAUCAUCUUGGUCAUCGGUAGCUUUUCCUCCUACUUGAUAUUACACUGUAUCCCUGAAAUACACUAAUUUAUCCAUUAACUGUUUCCACACUCUUGGUUUAUAUCUCACAUAAAUAACAUGACAGCAAUAGGACACCUUACUAAUACUUCCACGAAACUUAAUUGUCUGAUGGGUGUUUGUUUAAUACCACUGUUAGUUUCAUUACCUCUCCUCCUUUAGCUGCUUUUAACGUCUGAUACUCACACAUGUUGUCUGGUCAUCCUUUAAGAAUUCAUAAACGGGGAAAUAACAGGACUACUCACCACCCUCCCAACCACCUUGGAAACCUUUUUAAUUUACACUGACCCUUAAUAUUUUAGGAUCAUUUGGAGGUGUGCUUGGUUGUGGGUUGUAUCAUCUAUUUUAAAAACACUAACUUUCCUUUCUCAUCUGUUGUUCAGUCUCUUGUCCAAGCCAGGAAGGCAGGGAUUGCGUCUGCCAUGGCUGCACGGUCCUCGAUCAAAGAUGAGGAGCUGGUGAGUAUAGAUUAAUAUAAAGAUAUCUUGGGUUUAGGGAUUAGGGCGAUAUGGGCUAAAAGUUUAUCAUGAUAAGAUUUGCCAUUCUGGCGAUAACGAUGAGAGUCCCGAUAAAAAAUAUUAUAAUUCCAAUCUAUAUUUUUGACUCAUUUUGUCUUGAGAACACCAGUUGGAGUAGUCAAAUAAGAUACCUAACUUCUUAUCAUGGAGGAUUUCUCUGACGAUAUAUCGUGAAUGAUAAUUUAUCGCCCAUCCCUACUUGUGUUUCUCAAAAGUAUGAUUCACCUUAUUCAAGUGUUGUGUGUUACUCCCUGUAACUCCAUGUCCUUUCUUUAGAAAAACCAUGUGUACAAGAAGACCCUGCAGGCUCUUAUCUACCCCAUAUCCUGCACUACGCCCCACAACUUUGAGGUCUGGACAGCCACCACUCCCACAUACUGCUACGAGUGUGAGGGGCUGCUGUGGGGAAUAGCCCGCCAAGGCAUGCGUUGCUCAGAGUGUGGGGUAAAAUGCCACGAAAAAUGCCAAGAGCUACUGAACGCUGACUGCCUCCAGCGUGAGUGCUGCUCUCAUGAUUUUGAUCAAAUUGCAUUGUCCAAAAUGGUGUUUGAACAAGAAACAUAGUAUAAGCUGACUGAUGGUCAAAAAAAAAAAAAGCUGUUUUGUAUAUUUUUUCAGUUGAUAAUCCUGUAACAUGCCAGACAACAGCAUUUUUUGUACGUUUUUUUUUUAGGUGCUGCUGAGAAGAGUUCUAAGCAUGGAGCUGAAGACCGGACUCAGAAUAUUAUCAUGGCGAUGAAGGACAGGAUGAAGAUCAGGGAAAGAAACAAACCAGAAAUCUUUGAACUUAUCAGGGAAGUGUUCGUCAUAAGCAAAACGAUCCAUGCACAGCAGAUGAAGACCAUCAAGCAGAGUGUCCUAGAUGGUACCUCAAAGUGGUCGGCCAAGAUCACCAUCACAGGUAACCCACUAACAAAAAGCUAAGAGUUUAGGUAUAACUGUCAAAGGCUGACCACUUUUAUCCGUGUCUUUGCAUUAGUGGUUUGUGCCCAAGGACUUCAGGCAAAGGACAAGACAGGAUCUAGUGAUCCAUAUGUGACUGUGCAGGUCGGCAAAACCAAGAAGAGAACCAAGACCAUUUAUGGCAACCUCAAUCCUGUCUGGGAGGAGAAAUACCAUUUGUAAGUCACAAACAUUUCUUAUCAGAAUAUGUGCUUUAACCUUGUAAAGACUUGGUCCGCAUACUAGCGUAGAGUGAUGUAGAUUUCAUGGAUCAAUCCACAGGCUGGGCUCUUGUGAAGAAGUCUACUUUUUCCAUCUAAACUGUCAUAAACGCGACAAACUUCUUCAUUUUUACAACCACACUUCCAAAAAAAAGUUGGGUUGCUGUGUUUUGAAUAAAGAUCGGAAUGAGCUUCAAAUCAUUUAAUGUCAGCAAAAAAGUUGUGAAAGGGACAGCGAGUAAUGCGUCUUAUAAUCAAAUACCAAAGUAAAUAUUUCUUUCUUUUUUUAAUUAUUUUUUGUCCAGCGAGUGCCACAACUCCUCGGAUCGUAUUAAAGUACGUGUGUGGGAUGAGGAUGACGAUAUCAAGUCGAGGGUGAAGCAACGUCUGAAAAGGGAAUCUGAUGAUUUCUUGGGCCAAAGUAUCAUCGAGGUCAGGACACUGAGCGGAGAAAUGGACGUCUGGUACAACCUGGGUCAGUAUGCUGCUUUCUUCAAACAAGAACUAGAUUUAUCAGACGUGCUUUCUUCAGUUAGAGUAAAAUAUUGUCUGUUAAAUUGUUUUAUUUGUGGAACUUACAGGGAUAUUAAACAAAACCGUAACAAAGAGUCAGGCACCCCCUUGACAGAUGAAUGUUGCCGACUGCUUGCUUCUCUAGUUAUACCAACUUUAGUAACAACCGCACGAUAGCAAUACACAGAGGUCUACGUAUCCACAUGCAAACCUCAACCAAAUGGCACUGUAUAGCCACAAAUAAUGCUCUGAACAGCACCUAACUUCAUCAACAGUACAUAUAGGGUCUCAGCCAUAGUACUAGCCAUCAAACAUCUUUUUAACUUUGACUAAUUUCUUUAGCAAAGAGACUAAACAAAACUCACCCACUCUCUUCCAGCAGCCGCUGGUUGAGGUUUGUGCGUGGAGACGUAGACCGCUGUGUAUUGCUAUUGUGACGUUUCUAAAGUUGGUAUAACUAGAAGCAAGCAGUUCCAGUGCGUUUGACCAUGAUUUAAAUUUACGCCAGAAUAUACUUUAAGUUAUUAAAGGAUAAUUAUUCACCCAAUGAAACACUUUGAGUCACUAAACCCUUCACUUAUGAGAUGCUGCUCACUGUUCCUAAGUUCUAAUUUAAGAUCCCUACCUCAUCUUUAAAACUAUGAACUUUAAUGUACAGAAUCAUCUCAUAAAUAAAUCUUAAUUAGCUUUUGAUAAGGGAAACUAUCUUCCUUUUUGAUGCCAAGAAGUCUGUUUCCAGUAAAACCAGUCAGUGGUUUGUUUGGCCUAGUUUUAAAUCCUUGUCGUCCUGUAGUUGGAUUCUUGAAACUGGCAGCCCUGAUUAGCCCUGAGGCUCAUACUGGUUUGCAUGAGAACAGCAGCUAUCCCUACAAAGCUUAUUUUUGUAAAGCCCUUUUGUUCUUGCUAACAGUCAACUCCCAGAAAUCAAACUUGCUUCAUUAUAAUCCUCAGCACUAUUCCUCCGAGUGUGGGAAUAUAUCAUGUGAAGAGGCCUGGAAAGAGUCACUAACAACAUGAAGCCAGUCAUCAGUCCCUGUUGGUUUUAUUCAGAUAAAGAAAGCUGUGAGGAUCAAAUCUCCUGCGGUUUAGGGUGCUGUUAAAAGGCUUUUAUCCAGACAUCAACUCACUCUUGGCUCAUAAACACUCCCUGAAAGUUCAUUAACAGAUUUACUCUCCUUAUACAGCUACGACCUCUACUUCUACUUGAUCAAAAUGUACAAAGUGACAUCACCAUGGCAACAAUAAAUCUGUAAUUAUGCCUAUAAAUCUGCAGUUGUGUCCGUUUAGAUAUGAGGGGCUCAGUUUAGUACCCCUGAGGAUCUUCAUUUCGGUAAAAGCUCCUUUGGUUUCAGUGUCAUCAGAACCUGGAGUGUGAGCAGCCGUGUUAUAUCCUCUCGCUUUCAAACAACCUUUUUUCUUCAUUUCUAUCUUCUAGUGUACCAAAGUGCCCCUCCUCUCCUUUGUCGUCCUCUUUGUCCUCCUGAUGUGUGAUUAUCAAGUAGCAGCACUCUAGUCGGAAAUUGAUUGCUCCUGCAACAUGGACAAAUUACCCCUAAUGAUGAGUCUGUCAGAGCAAAUAGUAGGGGUUCGUCACCGAGAACUCCGCCCCCAAGAGAAGCUUCCUCGAUCACACACUGAUCUGUACAACCCACUGCCAUUGUCUUCCUCACUGUCAGCUGGAGGACUUCUAUUAGUGCUGCUGGCCCUGAGCUGCCAUCAAACUGUAGAAACAGAACCGCCCACAAUAGAGCUGCCAUGUUCAUAGCCCAUAAUUAGGGUUUUGUUAACAGGUAGAGUGGCGGUCUCUGAUUUGAAGUUUGAGUUAUGAAUGAAGGAGGUUUGUGUUUGAUUACAGAGAAGAGGACCGACAAGUCAGCUGUGUCAGGCGCCAUCCGCCUCCAAAUCAACGUGGAGAUCAAAGGAGAGGAGAAGGUGGCGGCGUAUCAUGUGCAGUACACUUGUUUACAUGAGGUAAUUGAGUUUUUCUUGGCAUCUGAUGAAAAUGUUUGAGGGAACCUGUACCACCCAUUAAGGCUCAUAGACUCUUUUUCUGUCCCUGGCAGAACUUGUUCCAUCACUCGACUGACAUUCUUGGCCAAGGCGCAGUGAAAAUCCCAGAAGCCCGUGGAGACGAUGGGUGGAAGGUCUACUAUGACGACGUAGCUCAGGAGAUCGUGGAUGAGUUUGCCAUGCGCUAUGGGAUUGAAUCAAUCUACCAAGCUAUGACGUAAGUCUUCGAUUUCACAGUCGGCACAAAGGGAUAGUAUAUCUGAACCUUUCUUUCCACCCACCCAUGUGUUUGUCACCUCUUUGCCCUCCUGCUCUGCUUGUUGUCCUCUCAGUGCUGUUGCCAGUUUAUGUUUGGCGUUUGAAAUGACUCUUCCCAGAUUGGGAAAACUAGAUGAAUGAGGAGAUAAAUACACAGCUACCCACAGCCUCAUGAAGCAGUGAUUUGCAGGAACCUUUUCUCUGUGGCAGGCAGCUGUUGGUCUUUAUACAUUUAAAGGUACAAAAAGUGUAGUAGUAGAUAUCCUGUCAUACACAUUCUACAGCUUUGCUGCUACUUUUCUUUACAGGCACUUUGCCUGCCUGUCAUCCAAGUACAUGUGUCCUGGGGUCCCUGCAGUGAUGAGCACCCUGCUGGCCAAUAUCAAUGCCUACUACGCCCACACGACCGCCUCUACCAAUGUGUCCGCCUCCGACCGCUUUGCUGCCUCUAAUUUUGGGGUUUGUAUUCGUAUAUCGCCAGCAUCAAACACAUAGACUCAUGCAUACUGUACAGAACGCUGCAAGACACACGUGUACACACACACACACACACACUCACACGAAGGCAAAUGUCUCUUUUUUUCUCCACUGCUUAAACAGAGAUACAUGCAGUCCUCUCCACUGUAUUUUUGAAUGCAUAAAUAUCUUUUUUUUUUUCAUAUUAAAGGAUUUAAUUCUUUGUCGCUUGUUUUUUCUUGUGUCCCAAAUGCAGAAAGAACGCUUCGUAAAACUUUUAGAUCAACUGCACAACUCCUUGCGCAUUGACCUCUCCACUUACAGGGUAAGGUUUACUGAGAAAAGAAGGUUGAUGCUAUCGGUCACUAAUUCUUUAAUAUGCUUUCAUCAAAACAUCAAACAGUUUGUUGUGACCGUGACGUUAAAAUGAAUGUUCUAUUCAUUCGCACAAGACUCACAAUUGGUGAUGGUAAUCCAUCUGUAGUUUCAGGUUUCAUCACUAAUUUGUGCCAAAUGAUGGUUUCCUGAUUACUUAAGUGUACUGUCUGUAGAAUUUAAAAGCAAUCAGACUUGUUAGAAAAUAAAUAUGACGAUUGUAAAAAAGUGGUUGUUCAAAAGAAUUUUUAUUGAUAGACCUCUUUGGUAAUAAAAACUCGACAUGUGGAAGAACAUACUUUUCAUCAUAGGAGCGUCUUGUCCCAAAAGCCUCUAUCAUGUCACAGAUGUAGGGAGUGAGCUGGGGAGCAUCCUGAAUAUUUCCAUUUUUACUCACUGUACCUUUAAUGUUUUGCUUUCAAGCAUGAACUGUAGAAUUAAUUUAUUUAACAAGCUUAAACAGGACUAAAAAGUGUAAGAUCUCCAUGCAGGUCUAAUAAUUGAAUGCUAUUUGCCUGUAAUGUUCAAUAACUGUAAUGUAUGUUGAAAUUAAACCUGUUUUCCUCUGCAGAACCAUUUUCCUGCCAGCAGCAAAGACCGGCUGCAGGAUUUAAAAUCCACAGUGGACCUCCUAACAAGUAUCACCUUCUUCAGGAUGAAGGUAAUUCACAGUGUUUCAUGUUCUACAUCUAUGCUGUAAAUGUUUUCCCAAAGGUCUCAGAUGCAGGAUUUACUGUGUUUGCAUAGAUGGCCUGCAGAUUUACUCCCUAAAUAAAACAUGCAUAGUGUUCGGAUGUUUUAUCUUCUUCAUGGCAUUUAACAAGUUUAUUAAAAUAAAAACCAGGGUUUGCUGUCAUUCACUAACAGUGCUACUCUCUUAACUGGGUCAUUAGGUCCAAGAAUUACAGUCUCCGCCCAGAGCCAGCCAAGUGGUGAGGGAUUGUGUCAAGGCCUGCCUCAACUCUACAUAUGACUACAUCUUCAACAAUUGCCAUGAGCUUUACAGCAGGCAGUACAAUCCUGUCGACACAGUGAGUCACACUAACAUUAUCCAGCUGUGCCUGUGUAGAAAAAGCUGCAUUUUUAGAUAAACAAUUCUAUCCAUUGUCUAUCUAGAGCAAGGAGGAGCUCCCUUUGGAUGAGCAGGGUCCGAGCGUCAAAAACUUGGACUUCUGGCCCAAACUGAUAAUGCUCAUCGUCUCCAUCAUAGAAGAGGACAGAAACUCCUACACACCUGUGCUCAACCAGUAAGUAAACUCCAUACUCCUCCUUUUUCUUUAUCUCUUCCUCCUACAUUGGCAGUUGUGGUAAUAUUCAUAACAUUUGAGUUUAGAGUUUAUGUCAAAACUUUGUGUUUCCUUCAGGUUUCCUCAAGAACUGAGUGUAGGAAAGGUGUCAGCAGAGGUCAUGUGGACACUGUUUGCUCAAGACAUGAAGUACGCCAUGGAAGGUGAGUCCUUUAGAUGGUCAAUAUUCACUGUCGCUCCCAUGGCAACUUGCUUUGCUGUAGGGAUGCACUGAGCCACAUUUUUUCACAUCCGAUCCGAUCUCGAUUCCUGAAUUUGGAUAUCUGACAAUACCGAUACUAUUCCGAUACCAGAGCUCUGUUAGCUUUACCAUCAUUAUUAUCACUAUUGUUUAUUCAUUAUUAUCUCUCACACUGUCUGCUGGAAGUUUACCCUGCUUUUGGUAGGACUCCAGAAGUCAUUCCUGGCGGCUCUUUUCCUCUUCUUGUCCCCUGACUAAAAAAAUCCUCAUGCUCUUUCAUGUGGUGCUUUUUCAAAUGUUUGAAUGUUUGUUUAUUGUACAUCGCAACAGAGAUUCCGCCUCUUGGGCUAACGGCUUUGCAAAUGUUGCAUGUUGCUGUCUUACUUUGCGGCGUUUCGACUGUAAAAUAUUUCCACACAGCAGACAUGUUGUGUGGAAAAGUUCGCUAACCCUAGUGCUGCUCACUGCUUACCUGAUAGCUGCCUGGCUGCAAACUACGGAAUGGAUUCCCAGAAUGGGGGCGUGUUUUAUCCCUGUGUCUUAUUGAGACACACCUCCGUUCAGGAAAUCCAUUCCGCAGUUUGCAGCCAGCUAGCAGACUGACCAGCAAGAAUCACUUUACAGUUAUUUCAGUGGACGAAAUUAAAGCAAAGACGUGACUUAUGGAUCGGAAAUUUUUGCAGAUUGGAUUUGAAAUCUACGAUCAAUUAUUUACUUAGGUAUCGGAACCCGAUACCGAUACUGGAUCGGAUUGGCCUAAUCCCUACUUUGUUGUAUUAUUAUCUCACUUUAAGUUUGUUCUCUUUUUUUUUUCUAUGAAAUGAUUGUUUGUUUUUCGUUGUCCCUACUGACAGAAGAUAAGUUUUCAAUCUUAAGCUCUCUUCCAUCACGGUGUCCAUAUUAUAUGAAGUCUUUCUGCACAUGUUUUACUGUGUCUUGUAGAGCCACACCAUAUAACUGUUGCUGUAUUGUGUUGGAAUUUAAAAUGGCAAGAGCAGAAUAGAAAUUCUGGGUUAGGAAUCAUUCAGUGGCAUGGAAGUGUGAAAGAGUGAAAUAAUAACUGUGCUGAGUGUGAAAGCUGCUUAAGUUUCCCAGGAGCCUGGCUGUGAUUUUUCACCGCUGUAGUGAUCUGUUCAGUCGAGCACCACCGGUCCCCAGAGGUAAUCAGCCUUUAUCAGUCAGCCCCUGGCCUCAUGAGGAAACCUCCACAGAGACUUUUACUGUGAAAUAUCUGUUUCAUAGCCCACAGUUCAGAAGCCGCAGCCUUUUCAUUCUUGAUCUGCAUUAAUAUAAAGUGUGAUAAGAAGUGUGCCCAAAGAUAGCGAGAGUCCGCAGAGAUUCUGCCCUAUUUUCACCGCCAGGCCAGGGCGCUUCUCCUGUCAAAAUGUCGGUGUCGUUUAUUUUAGUAGGUCACUGAAAUGUAACUCAGUGCAAAGUUUGAUCCAAACUCUUUCUCCUUAAGGUUAUGCAAAGUUCUUUGGAAUUCCUUCUGUUUGUGUAUCUGUGGGUUUAGCUUUGACAUGUUCAUUGUAUCCAAAACACAGCACAAAAGGUUAUUUUGAUUUAUAAAGAGACAUACUGAAAAGUCGGCGUAGCACAAUACAAAGAAAAGGAAGAUGAAGAACUUUAUUGAUCCUUAAAGGGAAAUUCAAUAAAUGUUAAAUAUUCUCUGUUUUCAUUUUGAGUUAUCUCUUAUUUGAAAUUAAACUCUUAUCAAGCCUUGCAGUGCAUUUACACAUUCAACAAACGUGUAUGAUACUGAUUCUGUUCUGGUCAAUGUUUCCAUUAAAAACUUCAUGUUGGCCAUGCUGGUGUUUCCUUCUUAAGUAUCAAAAAGAAAGACUUCAGUAAAGACGGGCAUGUGGGUACCACCUUAGAUACUUAAAUCUGUUCCUGUGACGGUCAGAUCAAUUUUCUCAAAUUUAGGUCGAGUCAUGAUUAAACAUACUCUCUAGUUUGACAGACACUUUUGAAAAGAAUCCCUAAAACCGAACCCACAGAGGCCCGGUCAGCCCACAUAAUGAGUCACAGUCCAAACUCCCGUGAUACCAACCUCGCAGCAGUCCAACUGUCUUUGGCAUGAUUCCCUUUAUUCUCUGGUUCUUAUCCCAGCGCUCACAGGCUCUCUGUGUUUGGGUGUUUGCAGAGCAUGAGAAGCAUCGACUCUGCAAGAGCACAGACUACAUGAACAUGCACUUCAAGAUCAAGUGGCUCUACAAUGAAUACGUCAAGGAGCUGCCAAACUUUAACGGCGUUGUUCCAGAUUACCCUUCGUAAGUGUUUUUGACUCAUUCACUCACUGUGUUUGGACUUAAAUUAAUUUAGCCCUUUUUCUUGUCUUCUUAUCGCUCAAGGUGCUUUAACGUUAAAUGUCACAUUCCCUCAUUCCCACUGUAUUCACACACCAAAUCUCACAGGCACAGAGUAACAUUACAUCUACGCAAACUUCUUAAAAACUCUGAAAAACAGUUCAAUUUUUGUUUCUGUAUAUAGAAAAAUAACAUUUUGGAUGUCUAUACCUUCCCUCUUAGAUGGUUCCUACAGUUUGUGCUGCAGUGGUUGGAUGAAAAUGAAGACGUAUCGAUGGAGUUCAUGCACGGAGCCCUUGAGAGAGACAAAAAAGACGGAGUAAGAAAAUUAAAAUGUACUUUUGGCGUGAUGUUACCUCUUCAGUGGAGUUUCUUUGUCUGCGCAGAGUAAAAUGAAAUUGCAGAGUUGAUGUUUAAGAGGGCGUGUGUGGGAUUAUCUCAUGGAUCAUCAAAUUUAGUGACGGUUUCUGUUUUUCAUCCUCUCAGUUCCAGCAGACGUCCGAGCACGCUCUGUUCUCCUGCUCUGUGGUGGACAUCUUCACACAGCUCAACCAGAGCUUUGAGAUCAUCCGAAAACUGGAGUGCCCUGAUCCAAACGUCUUGGCCCAAUACAGCCGGCGCUUCUCCAAGGUAAAGCCACCUCACUAAACCGCUGAGUUUGAAAAAACGUGCUGUCAACUGCAUUUUCUUUGAGAAGAUUUGGAAAAUGAAAAAAACAGCUUUUGCUUGAAAUGUCAAAACCACAGAAAAACAGGGAUUCAGGUGGUGUGAAUUUUACAUGUAAGUAUAAUGUUAAAGACCAACUUCUGAAACAGCUUGUGAUUAUGAAAUAUGGUGGAAAUUACAGCUACAGUGUUGUCUGGAGGGGGUGAGUGAUAUUUGGAAAAAAAAAAAAAUGGAAAUGUCACGUUGGAGAUAAUCCGAAGCUCGGGCGUUGAGGGACAGAAGACAUUUAUGCUUAAGAUUUGCUUUCAUGCAUGCCAGAGACGACAAAAAAGGACAUUUAGAAACGUUUCUAAAGAUGCAGUUGGGAAAGUUGUCCUGCAAAAUUUCUGUUCAAACUACUCUCCUAACAUUGCAUUAGGUUUUAUUAAAAAAUUCAAUCUUAAUAUAUUUUGUAUUUCAAAUUCUCACUUGUUGCAGUAAUAAUUUUAAUGUAUUUCCUCUGCAUGAUUCCUGCAGACCAUUGCCAAAGUUCUUCUUGAAUACAGUGCCAUCCUGACCAAAAGUUUUCCCUCUUACAUCGACAAGGAGAAGAUUGUAAGUUAUCAACAGCUGAGUACUGUGUGCUGCACAGUUAAUUUAGAAGUCACUUAGGUGUCAUUUUCAUUCAUGUUUUUUAAUAAAUCAGUCUGUGUUCCUUUUUCAGCCGUGUGUCUUGAUGAACAAUGUGCAGCAGUUAAGAAUCCAGCUGGAGAAAAUGUUCGAGUCGAUGGGUGCCAAACAGGUAUGUUUAAGGAAGUGGGUGAAUGUGCAGAAUGGAUGCCAUACUCUAGUUUGUUGAAUUAUUUAUUUAUCUAUUUAUUGAUUUACAUGGAUUCUUCCUGGGGUCCAAUGAGGAGAUAUAACAAUUCACCAAACAUAAUCAAACAAACAUACAAACAGUAACACAACACAGUAAAAAUAUCAUAAAAUUCAACAGUCACAACAAAUCAAGAGCUAAAAUACGUCAUAGUCUGGAAACAGAUGGUACAAACAUUAGUUUAUAGGAUCAUAACACUCUAUUAAAUGUGUGUCAGGUUCAUUUCAUCAUUUACCAGCUGUUACAAGUAAAAAACUAUUUCUUUAUUUAAAACGUCUGUUCUUCAUUUCUUUUUAAAAGUCAUCCUACUGAUCACUUUGACCAAAUGCAUUGGCGGUUUAUUCCACAUAGACAUUGUUCUAUACAUGACAGUUCUCUUUAAAGCGUUGGAUUUGGGCACUGGUACUGUGAAACGCUCCAAAAAGGCUUGUCUUGUGUCAUAACUGUGUCUGUUGUUAGUGUAGGUAAGCUGGGGGUGCGAGUAUGAAAGCAUUUUGGAAGUGAUGAUGUUUCUCAGGACUUGGACUUUGUUCCUCUCCUGUAUCAGGUUGCAGUAGAAGAAGCGCGGGUAUGUACUGUCAUGGUUAAUCUGACCGUGGUCUACAUAGUAACCUCUCAGAUAUUUAGACAGUGACUUGGCUGGAUAAUGUCCUCUGUAAUAGUGUGUUUAGUAUAGUUGUGUUAGAACCAUCAGUUGUGUGUGACCUCCCUUCACUUUGAGUUUGAACACCGAACAUGUACUUUAGUAAAGAGUAGUCGACUUUAGAUUUGUAGCACUUUGACGCUGAAGCCAAAGUUUCAUCCAGUGUGUUUACUUUACGACUGAAGCAAUAUGAAAUGGAGGAGCUGGAAGAGGAGGUGGAGGAGGAGGUGGAGGAGGAGGUAGGUUGAAGUAAACCUGAGAGGUCUGCCCAUCAUUGAAUUGUUCAGUAAGUUCAGUAUGUCAGGUAUAAGCCUCAUCAUUUCCCCUCUCCUUCAGGCACAACAGGUUGUCACUGAAGAGAACAAAGCGGAGGCCUCGGUGGGUAGAUGGCUGCAGAUUAGAUCUGGAGUAGUUUGGCUCUAGAUUGAGAGAUAAUUAGAUCCACAGUCUUGGUAAACCCCGCCCUCUUGUAGCGCUUAAAUAGAUUUUUUAGAGCUCUUUGAUAUCUAACAUAACGCCCUGGUUUCGUACGGUGUCAUUUGUAGCUCAGGUAUUCAGUUGGAUACUAAGUGUUGGUCCAGAUUUCAUGAGAGUCUCUCUGAGGAUCGGUCGUGUGUCAUCGUGAUUUUAACGUCCUACACAUAUGGAAAUGCUGUUGUAGUUAGUUUUAUGAGAUCUGGAGAUGUUUCACUUCACUGCUCAGCUGUUCAACAUUUCAAAUUCAAUAAUACAAAAAGUUUUUCCAGGAACAGGAGUUUGUGCGUGAGGAGAGGAAGUGACCUACAGUGUUGAUCUUUUUGCUCCUCCUUUAACAAUGUAAAUGGUUUCUCAAAAUUAAGUUCCAAUCAUCCUUCUCUUCUCUCUUUUCUAGCGCAACAAUAAAACGCUAGCAUGGCAGGCAAGUUCGGUCUAUAUGCACGCAUGUUCAGUCAUGACAUGAUUGCAUAUUGCUGAUAAUCAUUUUAUGAAUGAAAAGUCACUGAAAUUGGAUUAGGAGAACGUUUGCAGCUUUAAGUUUCAUAAUUUUGUGUUUUGUCGUUUUGUUUCACUCCUAGUUUGAGGAGAGUGAGGAGGAGGAGGAAGUAAGGGAGGAAGGGCUAAAAAUUGAGGUUGAGGUUUGUCGCAGUGUGAUCCUUUUUUUUAACCAUGUCUGUCAUCAGGUCAUUCUUGUGCUCCCUUUUCUUCAUGCUCCCAGCAGCACCUCAGUGAUACUGCAGCAGCAGCAGCAUCUGUGCUGUUUCCAUGGUGGAGUUCUUGUUGCCUUUUUUACGAUCACCCGUGUUGAUUUCCACAUUGUUGUCAAAUUCUCUCAGCGACAUUUUCCCUGAACUUUCCUCAGAACAUGGUCCUCCAUUCAACCUCAAACAAACUUGUUUGUGAGUGUUUUGUUGGACAUUUCUUUUAAUGCAUGUUUUUUCUUUGAAACUCUUUUUUGUGUGUGUGCCAUAGGCUGAUAAGGAAAAGGUGGGUCCACUAUUACAAAUACAGUAAAAUCACAGAAAAACUGAGAUCAGUGAAGUUACAGCAGAGUGGGGUUUUUGACAUUUUUUUUAUUGUAUUUCUUUUCUAAAAACUUUGAAACAUUCUCCUCACACAGACGGAUGGAUCAGUAGAAAAGGUAUGUUAAGUCUCUGUUGUCAGAGAACUUUGUGUGUUAGCCACUGAUCCUGUGAAGUUCUCCUUCUAUUCAAAAUUAAAACUAAAUCAAAUAAACGGUUAAAAGAGGUUGUCCUGUGUUAACCUCCACCUGUCUGUGUUGUCGUAGACUGAAAGUGCAUUAGAGGACAAGAAGGUGAGUUUCAUACAUACAGACGUUCCUAUACUCAAAACAAACCCAUGCAGAGUUUCCCAAAUCGAUCCAUUCAUAUCUGCCGUUCCCUCCCUGAAGUUUCCCUUUAAGUGCCUCCCAGCAGAAAUGUUCAGAUCCGUUCUCGUGGUGUUUGUCAACCCUGUCAGAUCAUGAAUUCAAAGCUCCUUUAGAUCCUCAGCUUGAUGAGCCCCGACCUGUUGUCAUCCUUCUGACUCGCUUCCCUGCAGACAGAGCUUAUUUAGAUGAAGCUGAGGUUAAUUCAUGGCUCCGUCACCUUGUACUUGUUCCCUCCCUACAUGCUUGUUCAACUCUCUGCUGCAGUAUUAAUAUAUUUUUUCAAUACGCUCACUUUGAAAGUUGGAGACGGCUGAUAAGAAGGUGGGUUUGCUGACUUGUGAGAUGAGAUUUGAUUUUUUAUUCAUUUUUUAAGAAACACAUCAAAAGUUUGGGUUUUUCAUUCAAGUAGGGUACAAACUGUCGGUCUUUAAUGUGGUUCACCCUCUUUCUUCAGGAUUGCGUGUCUUCAUAAGCAGCUUGUGUCCACAGAAUCGGAUCCUUUUCCUCUCUCAUGACUUCUUAUUUUCUCUGUGUUUUACUUUUUAUGGGUUCUUAUACCUGCUUACCUCUUGGCUUCUGUCUGUGUCCUUCUGUAGAUGGACUCUGAGGCUGGGGACCUACUGAAUGAUUUGCAGGUGAAACUGAACAACGUGCUGGACGAGCUCAGCAGGACGUUUGGAAACAGGUAUAAUAACCCAGGAGCCUUCAUGAAACAUGUCACCUGACAGACUCAUGAGCACCACAUUGGUCUCUUCACAGGCGUUUUUGCUGAUCUGUUCUGUUUUAAUAGUUUCCAGGUCAAGAUCAACGACUGUAUGCGACAGAUGUCCUCUCUGCUGUACCAGAUUAAGGGACCGCUCAACGCCAACAACAAAAACCAAGUUGAUGGUGACUCUGACAACAUGUUAAGGCCACUGAUGGAUUUUCUGGAUGGAAAGUGAGUAAAUGAUAUAAUGUCAUUUUAACUCCAGUGAAGGUUACAAACUGAAACCCUUCUGAUCAACCUGAGUGUUGAUGUUUUUGUUCGUGUAUUCGCUUAUUCGCAGACUGACGCUGUUCGCCACUGUGUGUGAGAAGACGGUGCUGAAGCGUGUGUUGAAGGAGCUGUGGAGGAUUGUGAUGACCAGCCUGGAGAAGACUAUAGUUCUGCCACAGGGCAGUGAUACCUUUGUGAGUGAAAAAAAAAUCAAUCUGUUUAUUUGCUUGUUUGUGUUUGUGAUUCGUCUCUAAAGCACCAAGUUUUCCCCUUUUUCAGGGUGCACAGAUUCUCUCAGCUGCAAAGGAGCUGGGUCAGCUCUCAAAACUCAAGGUAUCAGAGUGAUCUUAUAUGUUUUCUGUUGAUUCUCAAAAUAACCCAUUAAAGGCUCAUUUAUGCUCAACGUUUCAUACCGAUACGGACGGAGCUCUCUGUCCGUGCUUUGCGUUCUUUUUUCGUCUGUAUUCCUGCACGUAUCUUUGAAGUUUAGGGAUACGGGCCAGACGGAGCAGUACCACCAGAAACUGUGGGGGCAGUGUUGCUGCUGUCACUUCCCGAUACACAUCUCUAGAAAGAAACAAAGAGGACAAUGGCGGGAUCAACGUCAAUUUCUCUGAUCGGUACUACUAGAGAAAUACACAUUAGUCGCCAUGUUUCUUUUUGUUUAUUGCUGUAGGAAACUUUUGACUCCGGCCUGCCCCCCGGUGGAUGAAAUGGUUAACAUCCAUGCCAGUGUAAAGGACGCAUGUGGGCAGUGAUGGAACCAUAAUUUGAACGGACCCGUACAUUUUCAUGACGUAUGGCGAGCAUAAAUGAGCCUUGAGGGUGAUUGAAGGUAUUUGAAGGUAUGAACUCCUCUGUCUGAUUUUCAGGAUCACAUGGCAGGGGAGGCUAAAAGCCUUUCUCCGAGGCAGUGUGCUGUCAUGGAUGUGGCUCUGGACACUAUCAAGGUCAGUUUAUACUGCAGGUUCUGGUUUCAUUGGAUUGCAGGAUUCAAAUGUGCUCCGUCAAAUGUCCAUUUAUUAAAUAAGUCCUCUGAAGGGUGAUGUAAGCAGCUUAUGACUAUAAGUAAUCAGGUCAGAGUGUGUGAGGGACAGCAUGGGUGAAAUGACAAUUAUGGAAAAAUGGCGCUUCUUUAAUUAUUUACCAGCCCUGCUAUUCAUCUGAUUCAUCACAAGACAAUGCAGUCGUCCUCCUUCACUUCUUUAACCAUGUCAGCCAUGUCUCUCUUUACUCUUAAACCACUCCUAAUAUUUCUCCAGCUUUAGGGAACCAUCAUUUAUCUUCCAGUAAUCUCCCUGAUGUGUUUCUUUGGCAGCAAUACUUCCAUGCGGGGGGCAGCGGGCUGAAGAAGGCCUACCUGGAGAAGAGUCCUGAGCUAUCUUCACUGCGGCACGCUCUGUCCCUCUACACCCAGACAACAGACACACUCAUCAAGACCUUUGUGACCACCCAGCAUGCACAAGGUAAUUCAGGCCACCAUCCUCGUAUAAACACAGGAACACAAGCAUUUCUUAUUUUAGACCAGCAGAGGGAGCUAUGUGAACUAGACUUUCCACUGAGUGUCACCUCCUUUAUCUUUUGCAUUGAUUGUUUGUAUCAGCAGGUUUAUCAUGUGGAAGUUUGUUGACAUGUUACUGCUUUCUUCUCCCUUAUCUCUUUUGCUGCCUGUGUCCCAGUGCACAAUGGAAAGGGUAUUAGGCUAACUCCUAAUGAAAAAAUACAGCCCAGCAGGGGUAGGUUCAGAGAAACAUUUGCCCGUCUUCUUCUUCUUCUUCUUCUUCUUCUUUGUAAUCUCCCUUUGACACUUUCCCUUUGACCUUGUCCACUGCAUGGGAAGGUCAAACCUCGCUUACGUCUCUCCUAAAUCUUGUUCUCUUGAUGGAUGUUUUGUCUUUUUGUCUCACUGAAGUGUCUGGUUUUACCCUAAACCAGGUUCUGGCAUAGACAAACCAAUAGGUGAGGUGUCGGUCCAGAUCGAGCUCCACAGUCCCGCCAAGGGUGAUCGAAAAGUUACUGCCAAAGGUCAGUUUUUUUACGAUAUUCUGCCAAGUAUUUUGUAGUUUUCAGUAAAAUGCUCUGAUCUGAUUGUCUUGUUACUCCCGUCCCCUGUGGCUUUGCUUUUUUCAGUCAUCGGAGCCAAUGACUUAAAAUGGCAGACUUCCGGCAUGUUCCGACCCUUCGUGGAGAUCACCAUGAUCGGACCCAACCUCAGUGACAAGAAACGCAAAUUUCAGACGAAAUCGAAGAACAACAGCUGGUCUCCAAAGUUCAGCGAGACCUUCCACUUGUGCGUACCCCAAUACCUGUGCUUAUUUUUCAAACAGAGUAGAAAUAAGAUGAAGUUUAAGUUCAGUCUGACCGUUUUGACCACUGUUUUGUUUAAUGUCAUUGUACAGCCUCACAUACAGCUGUCAUAGUUUCCAGUUUUUAUCUUAUCCAAUUGUGAGCCACUGGAUGAGUGAUUGCACAUUGAGGAAAGAGAAAAAUGUUUUCAAUUUGAUUUCAAAUUAAAAAAAAAUUAAACUCAGUUUUACGAAAGCGUACUGCAUUCACUUACAAAAAAAAAGCCUUUUUUUUUUUUCUGUUUUUCAGACUAAUUUUUUUUUUCCCCUGAAUAAAUUAGAUACUUCAAAAUCCUGCACGAAUCUACAGUCAGAUAACAUUAACCAUCGCAGCUGCUCCAAAUCAAUGGAAGUCAAGGGGGAUGAAAGCGUCUGUUUUUUAAUUAUCAUGAUCCCAGAAAAUAGGAAAAACAAUUAAUCUGAAAUAAAUAAACAGUCAGAAAAACAGAAAAAUCAGUCUGAAAAACAAAAAAAAAAUCAGUCUGAAAAACAAAAAAAAAUAUUCUGAAAAACAGAAAAGAAAAAAAAAUACUUUGAAACACAGAAAAAAAAUUAGUUAUAAGAACAGAACAUAAAAAAUUACUUUGAAAAACAGGUUUUUUUUUUUGUUGUUGUUUUUUUUGUUUUUGUGAAUGCAAUAUGCUUCCGUACAAUUUAGUCGAAAUGCCGAAAAAAGGGUCAAACUUCACCUGGUCCCCAUCAAACUGAUCGCCUUGGAGUACGAAUGUUUCAGUCUGGACCAGUUCAGUCUAAGAGAAUCAAUGUUUCCAUGCAGAAACCUCAUUGGGCAGUACGCUGUGUUGUGAGAGGUAAUGCCGUACCUGAGAGCACACCUCCAUUACUUUUUAUUUGCAUACAUGAAAAGCCAAAGCUGAGAUACAGUUGAAAACAGGCAUCACUGACACUUACUAGGGCACUUGUCUCCCUAUUCAUCAGUCUUUCUGCUGUUGAGCUGUGACGUGCCUUUUUCCACUGAAUAGUUUUAUUGUAGAAGGGAAUGUUUGUCAGUGCAGCUUCAAAACUUCAGUCCUGCUGUUCAGUCGUUCAACUCUCCUGAGAUCUAACCCUCAGUGUUCUGUUUCCACAGUGUCCUCGGUAACCAGGAGGGCUUUGAAUGCUACGAGCUGCAGGUCUGCGUCAAAGAUUACUGCUUUGGCCGUGCAGACAGAGUCGUGGGCCUGACCGUGAUAAAAUUAAAAGACAUCAAGGGAAACUGCGCUUGCUGGUGCCCUCUGGGCCAGCGUAUCCAUAUGGAUGACACAGGCCUCACCGCCAUUCGAAUCCUCUCCCAGCGCUCCAAUGAUGACGUGGCCAAGGAGUUUGUGAGACUAAAGUCAGAGACCCGUUCUGCUGAGGAGGGCAGAUGA
This is a messenger RNA of Xyrichtys novacula (pearly razorfish), 60820 nucleotides long. The record is from the annotation of a GenBank genome assembly. Lineage: Eukaryota; Metazoa; Chordata; Actinopteri; Labriformes; Labridae.